AUUGCCUUGCGUAGGAGGCCCUGCCAGUGACCUCUUUACUCUGUUUGCUUGGCAAAGACACCUUCUGUGGAGUGUUGCAGCUUCCCUUCCCCGUUGCUCCAGCACAGUCCCAGCCCCCUGGCCUCUUUCAUCUCCUCCGCCUUGCAAAGAGAGCCAGUAUGAAGGUCGAUGUGGGAGCAACAACAGCAGCAGCCUCCGCCGCCACCAUCUCGCUUGCCCACGGCUGAAUGAUGGGGAAGGGCCGGAUCCUUGGAGGACCCAGCGCCUUUCUCUUCCUGCUGCUCCUUCUUCUGGGGGACAUCUCAGCACCUAGCACAAUGCCGUAAGCUGCUUGCCUGGACAUCUUCCCCUUCCCCUUCUCUCCCUGUGCUUUCCACAAACUUCUCGAAAGAAAAUUCGCUUAAUUAUAUAAAUUAGAACCAUGGAAUUGUAGAGUUGGAAAGGGACCAAAUUUCUUUUCUAUUUGGCACUACUCCCUCUCUUUUUAUUAGUUUUUUAACAUCCCAUUUUCAACAAUAAUUAAACAUACUUUUACAUCUUAUUCAAUGUUUUUGACUUCCAUCAGCCCUGUCUGAAAAUUUUCCAAUCUUAGCGUGCAUUUCUUAUUUUCCCUAUUACAUUUCAAACUUAUAACCAGUAUCUCUAUCUUUUUCUACUUUGUAACUCUUUGUAUAUUUCUCCUUACAAAACUUCUUGUAGUCCUACUAGCGUAAUUUGUUGAUUACAGUUGCUCUUCAAAUAAUUCAUAUACUUUUUCCAAUCUUCUGUAAAUCUCUGGUCCCGCAGGUUUCAAACUCUUCCUGUCAUUUUGUCCAAUUCUGCAUAGUCCAUUAAUUUCGUCUGCCAUUCUUCUUUCGUCGGAAUUUCUUCUUGCUUCCAUUUCUGGGCUAAUAGUACUCUUGCUGUAUUUGGUGCUACUCUGCGCAGUAUUGCAUUUCUAUUAUUUUGGAAGGGACAUAAAAGUCUCAUCUUAAACAAAACAACAUGGGUUGUAGCCACCUGUAAUGAGCCAUAGCCCUCUUCAGCUAUCUUAAGCGCUGUUACAUGGAAGAAGGAACAGGCUUGUUUUCUCCUGCUCUCGAGGGUAGGACUCGAACCCAUGGCUUCAAGUUACAAGGAAGGAGAUUCCGACUCAACAUUAGGAAGAACUUUCUGACAGCAAGAGCUGUUGGGCAGUGGAAUGGUCUCCCUGGGGAACUGUCCUUCCUUGGAGGUUUUUAAGCAGAGAUUGGAUGGCCAUCUGUCAUGGAGGCUUUAGAUGAGAUUCUGUAAUGCAUGGGGUUGGACUAGAGGACCCUCGGGGUCCCUUCAAACUCUAAUAUUAAUCAUUUAUAAUAAUAAUUUAUUAUUUGUACCCCGCCCGUCUGGCUGGGCUUCCCCAGCCACUCUGGGCAGCUUCCAACAAAGAUUAAAAAUAUAUCUAAGAUUCUAUGAUUCUAUGUCCUCAUUCCCCUUUCCCCCCAGGCAUCACUUGGUGCUGGUACCCUUCGUCCUCCAGGCAGAAACCUCCGAGAAGAUCUGUGUCCAUGUGAGGCACCUGAACGAGUCAGUGACGGUGAGCAUCACCCUGGAAAAUCUAGCAGAGACUCGCACCAGCCAUGUGGUGUCCAAGACAAAUCUGUUCCAGUGCAUCCCAUUCCGGGUGAGUUUUUCUCACUUAAGCAUGUUCUGUUUCAUGGAGAGCACGGGUUGCGGUGGGGUUAACCAGACACCCCUGUUGCUGGGCAAGUUGGUUGGGUCGGCCCAAAGUGUGAUUGGACUCCUCAGGUUGCUUUGGAGAUUUUGAUGUUGCCUUUGAGUGACAGCCUGGGUUGAAUAUAUUCCCUGCUUCCUCUUUUGCUGCGAGCAUCGGAUCACCUGCCCACCCUCCUUAAUUUUAGGGUGUUUUUUGCGUUUGACCUUGCUAUGCCUGUCAUGGGGUCGUCUGCUUUUGGGGCAGGGGCCUGGUAGGAAUUUUGUCCAUUUGGCUGAUUGGCUGGUGCCGUUUGGUUUUUGCCUACUGCGUAGCAAAUUGUCACAACUUGCAAGGUUGCGGUUAGGCAUUGGUUUUAGGAAAAAUUGGUUGGUGAAGGGGUAUGGAUUGGCUGUGCCUGCCCCUCCAGUGCUGUUGCUGCAAGGGUAUUCCAUUAAAGGAUCCAGGGGCUCACCAUGCUUUUGUCCGCACCCCUGUCAAGGGGGAUAGGGCCACGCAAGAGCCCCUGGGAGCAUUUGGGGAGAGGUGAGGGUCUGGCACCCAACUCCGUCUACUCCCCAUAAAAUGUUUUCCCUUACUGACUUCGCAGGCUCGUGGAUGUCAGUUCUGUCUCUGGGCAGGGACAGGUAGUCGUAACCAAUGCCUAAGCAACCCCUCACAUUGUUUGCAUUUUAAUAAAGUUGUGGCUAAAAUUAUGCCAAAAACCUUAAACAAAAAUUAUGGUGUGAAGUGUGAAUUUAUUUAGGGGUGGCUUGGGGACCUCGACGCGCAACCAUUUUGUUUUCUGUUACUGAUCAAGAUGUCUGGGCAUUUUCCCAAGGAAAAGCAGGAUGGUUGUGGUCUCGUAGGAAGCUGCCUUAUCCCAAGUCAGAACACUGGCCUGUCCAGCUCGGAACUGACUUGGCAGCAGCUCUCCAGGAUUUUGGACUCCAUCCUAAGGAGGACCUGCCCAUCCCCACCUGUGGCCUUUGAUCCGAACCCCUCCAACCUGCUUGCCCUGCUCUUGGUCAACCCAAGGAUUACCUAUCCCUCCCUGAAUUCAGUCCCAAACUAGCUGGGUGUCAAGGCUUCAGGAAAGCUAUUCCUCCCUCAGCUGCAGCAAGAGCAGAGAAAACAAGGCAGAGUCUCAUAUAUAUAUAGAUAUAUAACAAUUUCAACAUAACAAUAUAUCAAAACAUAUCAUAUUCAUUAUUUCCCCCCUUUUCCCCACUCCCCAUCAAACCCUCUCUCUCCCCCAAGACUUCCCUCAGCUCCUCUCUCUGAUUUCUCAGCACAUGUUAUUCUCUGCAUAUUAUAAAAUUAUAUCAGUCCUUAUAUUACCUAUCUACCAUGUUGUCAAUCAAUAAAUUUGUGUAUGUUUAUUCAAAACCUGCCGAGGAGUCCAAUUCGUUUUGUUGUCUUUUUAAAUUUUUUGCAUAAAGUUCCCAUUCUUCUUUAAAGUCACAGUUGUCCUUGUCUCGCAAUUUGGACGUCAACUUCGCCAGUUCUGCAUAGUUCAUCAAUUUCUCUUGCCAUUGUUCCUUUGUCGGGGUUUCCUCAUUCUUCCAUCCUUGUGCUAUCAAGACUCUUGCCGCUGUUGUGGCAUACAUGAAUAAAUUUGACAUUUGUAAAAAAACAACCACCCAGAGGCAGUGUAGGACAAGACUUGCCAAAGAAAACAAAUGCAUAGACUUUUUAAAUGAGUUUAUUCAUUCAUAAUAGCGAGAGACAAAAGAAUGCAACAAGCCCUGACAAUGGCGUUGCUCCAACUGGGCUCCUCCUUCUGAGCAACAGCGCCUCCCUUUACGGUGGCCGCAUGUGGCCAAAUGUCUCUGAUUCUGUCGUUCCUGCGCUCUUAAUGAAUGCUGCUUUCUGGAAGAAGGGGGAGGGUCAGAAAUACUCUCCAGUGACAACGUGUCCGCUCUGCCUCUGCCUCUGCCUCCUCUCCCCCUUCUUCUAAUACUUCCCAACUCUCGUUCAUCUAUCUCUGAACUGUGACCUCCCUCAACCCCCUGCUGUAAAUCGAUGGUGCAGUCCUCUUCUUCCGCCCACAGCCGCCCCAAGGUGGGCUCGAACAACCAACCUUCUGGUUGACAGCUGGAUGCACUAACCCAUUGAUCUAUGCCAUGGGUAGGCAAACUAAGGCCCGGGGACCGGAUCUGGCCCCAUCGCCUUCUAAAUCCGGCCCGCAGACGGUCCAGGACUCUAAGGGUUUUUACAUGAGUAGAAUGUGUCCUUUAAUUUAAAACGCAUCUCUGGGUUAUUUGUGGGGCAUAGGAAUUUAGCAGAUUUCCACCAGCCUUUGGACUGCAACUCCCAUUGGAGUUGGGCCGGUGUUGGAAGUUAGCCUGGCUGUUGGCCCCCCGCGACCAAAUGAAGAUGCCUGGGGGGCACAAUGGCGCCUGACAUCUCCACCACCUGGAGGUGCCUGCCUGGGGUGUUGGAAUGUUCUAGAGGAAACUUGAAAGUGGUCUUGAACAAGUUGCUAGGCAACAGAAAAUCUCCCCAGCAACAGGUGUCCUUCUUAGGGCAUGUGAUCAACUAAGUCUGGGUCAGUGUAAAUGGGUAUGUGAAUGGGUCAGUAUUAGGUCUCUGGCCGGAUGGGUAAAAGAGAAAAGGAUCAUGUUGUUUUAUUUGUUUUUGACCGGUGUAAAGUUUUGUAAAUAAGAAAGGCUCUGAGAAACAGAACCAAAUGGUGUGUACGGUGGACGCUCGGGUUGCGAACGUGAUUCGUGCGGGAAGCAUGUUUGCAACCUGCAGCGUUCGCAACCCGCGAUUUGGCGCUUCUGCGCAUGUGCAGAGCACGAUUUAGUGCUUCUAUGCAGGCGCAAGCCCCAAAACCUGGAAGUAACCAAUACCGGUACUUCUGGGUUCGGUGCAGUGCCCAACCUGAAAUCGCGCAACCCGAAGCGUCUUUAACCUGAGGUAUGACUGUAUUCCUGUAAUGGGAAUUCCACUAAGUAAAAGAUGCAGGAAAAUUUUUCUGUAAAAGAAACUCUGCUGCAGAACGAAAAGAAAACCCAUGAGCUCACGCACCAACAUGGGGAUCCUUGGAUCGUGGCUGACUUCACACACAAGCAACACAUCCUGUAGAAUUCUAUCCGUUAUAUUUUAUCUGUACAAUCAGAAUGAAUUUCAGGAACCAAUAUGCUUUUUCUGUGCAGCCUGAGCAAGAGCGUGAACAAUGUUACUGUUACCCACGGGUAGGCAAACUAAGGCCCGGGGGCCGGAUCUGGCCCAUUCGCCUUCUAAAUCUGGCCCACGGACGGUCCGGGAAUCAGCAUGUUUUUACAUGAGUAGAAUGUGUGCUUUUGUUUAAAAUGCAUCUCUGGGUUAUUUGUGGGGCAUAGGAACUUGUUCAUUAUUAUUUUUCAAAAUAUAGUCCAGCCCCCCACAAGGUCUGAGGGACAGUGGACCGGCCCCCUGCUGAGAAAGGUUGCUGACCCCUGCCCUACCCCACUGCCCUGCUCACAGUUGUGAAGAAUCUUUGUACAUUCUGAAUGGUCUGUGUCACCAUUCAGUAAAAAGAGGUCGGAAUAGGCCAAUAUGUAUGUGGACUGUCCCUGGAUCGAGUGACUUUUCUUCUCUAAUGCUCCUGCCUUCCGCCUUCUCCCUCUUCUUCAAGGUCCCCAGAUUGAGUAACUCUCCCGAUGCUUCUGAGGCCACCCUCACCGUGGAGGUGGAGGUGAAGGUGGGGCUGUUGAUAGCCCACGAACAGAAACAGGUGCUGGUCAGGAACCCGGAGAGCUUGGUCUUUGUCCAGACAGACAAGCCCAUCUACAAGCCAGGACAGGAAGGUAAGUGAGAGGCUGCAGUCGCAGCAGUGACAGUGGGAGAAUCCCCUACAGAUCACGCUUCCCUUUUCCAAAUACUUUUUAUUAAGCGGACCCUUCUUGCUGUGGGAAUGUUGAAGAAAGUAGGAGAGGAUAUAUUGAUUAAAUAUUACCCGUCCCGACUCACGCUAGUGAGCAAGCAGCAAAGCACAUUCCCUUGCAGAUUGUUGGAAGCAAGUUGAUGGAUUUGUUAGUUAAGCAAUCCAGUCUGAAUUGCUCCUGGUAAGUUUCCCCUCUUAAAAUAAUAAUAACACGGCAGUCUUCUUUAAAAGUAAGAGUAAGGUUUACAGUGGACACUCGGGUUGCGAACGUGAUCAGUGUGGGAGGCACGUUCGCAAGCCGCAGCACCGAGGCUGUGCACGCGCGGGUCAUGAUUCGGCACUUCUGCACAUGCGUAAAGUGCCAUUUAGUGUUUCUGUGCAUGCUUGAGCACUGAAACCUGGAAGAAACCCGUUCCGGUACUUCUGGGUUCGGCAUGGUGCGAAACCCGAAAACGCGCAACCUGAAGCGUCUGCAACCCGAGGUAUGACUGUACUUACAUUCAGUUCACAGCAGUAAUCUGAAGGCAGGCUUUAUCUUGUGGUUACAGUUACAUUUGUAGAGAAAAGAAGUCUCUGAGCUAGGCCUCAGACUCUCUACCUCGUGGCUUCCAUCCUUUGUAAGGAUGAGCCGUGUGCUGCUGGCUAAGAGCCAGCAGAGAGGAAGAUGGCAAAAGAGCCAAAAAGCCAAAGAUGGCUGCAUGGCUGGCCCUUUUAUAGGGUCUGGUAGGGUCACACCCAUCUACUUGUUCACACACAGGGGGUGGAGGCUCCAGAGCAGGUAUGACAGGAAGUCCUCCCUGUCUGAAGCAACAUUCCCCUGUGUGUCUACUCUAGGCAACAGGAAAUGUUGUGUUUGACUGCUUCAGCGAUGAUACAUCCCACACUUGCCAGGGCAUCAGCUGCCAAACAUUCCUCUUUUGACCAGAGAUUUUUAGGGGGUUUGAACUGAGUACCAUCUCCAUGUGCUCGGCUCCUGAGCAGAGUCACAUGUAAAUCCUUCCCCUCCUUCUUCCUUUCAUAGUUCGGUUCCGCAUCAUGUCUGUGGACAAAGAUUUCCGACCCUUGAACGAGACGGUGAGUUUCGUCAUCACGUGCGCCAUGCUGGUCUCUGGAACAUUUGGUAAACCUCUUUCGAUCCAUGCAGACUUUUGGGCCUACAAAGAGGGAUGGGACACUUUGCCCUUAAGUUAGUUAAACAAACAUGGCACGCCCCCCCAUAUCCACCUCUCUGUUUCCGAUGUUCAGGCUGCAAGUGCUGAUCUUCAUAAAUCUCGAAACAGCAACAUGCAUACGCACGAGGGGGUGGGGACUAGCAGCUUCUGAGGAACUUCAAGGUUUGGAGAAGUAUGUUAAAUCUCCUAGAACCGAAUCCAAAGGUUGCGAGGAGGAGUGGCUGCUGUUAUGGAACAUGGCAUGUUUGCAGAGGAAGGACUUUCGUGAUGCAAGGAUGCUUGGCCUUAUUUCCAUCUCUCCUCUCCACCCAUCUCACACGCACCCCUUCUGUAGGGUCCUUGCCAGAACCAGGCCUGGCAGCAUCAGGGCUGGAGGGUAGAGAUUGCUUGACUAGAACAGCAACAUACCCCAGGGGGGCAUUUUACUCUUCCCCAGUUGGGGAGAGCAAGACCUUCUCUACUGGACUUGCCCACCUGAUUGGAAUGUAUAUGCUUUGAGCUGUGGCCUUUGUUUCUUGUAAGCACCAUGCUAUUUUCAUUGAUGAGUUGUUUUAUUUGAAUGAGUACAAACAGGAGAAUUCCUUUAUGCAAAGAUCCAGGUUAGGAGCAAGAGAUCCAGGUUAGGAGCAAGAUGAGGGAACCCCUGCAGAGAUUUAAAAUCACAACACAAUUCAAGGCGUGGAAAUAUAAGCUGUUAGAGCUUUAAAAUAUGCCCUUCUAAGUUCCUUCCAAAGUUUUCCACUUCCCCUAGUGUAGAAAAAGGCAACACUUUAAAAAUGGUUUACUUACAAACUCUUCAAAGGUCAGGUUCAUGUGUUUUUCCAUACAGCUUUCAGAAAACAUAGACAGUAGGACUUACCUUUUAACGUGCAAUGUUUUAUUGUGUUUUUACAUAUGUUGGAAGCCGCCCAGAGUGCCUGGGGCAACCCAGUCAGAUGGGCGGGGUACAAAUAAUAAAAUUAUUAUUAUUAUUACAGGCUAGUUCCAAAGUGAUGAAAAUUCCUAAAUGAAAUUCCUAAAAUGUUUAUAUAGGAACACAAGGAUGGCUAAAUUCCUAAAUGAAAUUCCUAAAUUGUUUAUAUAGGAACACAAGGAUGGCUUUGUUUUUUUAAAAAAGUCAUUCACUGUGAGCUUGGAGCAACCAGCUCAGACCUUUUUACAGGUCUGACAUGGUAGAAUGAAGAAAACAAUAGGACAAAAAGUCUUCCUCCCAAAGUGAAGUGGAGUGACUUACCUAGGCCUGGCAGGACAGUUUACUCUAUGACAUUAACCCCUUCAUGCAUAAAUUAGACUUCAGCUGGGUAUCCAGCAUUAUUAACUGGGACCAUUAUGGUGAAGGAGCUUAGAGAUAUUGGAAACAAACAAAUCAAGGUGGGAGCAGGUUUGUGUGGUGCCGGGAAGGGUAACACCAUUCACUGCUGUCUCUGACCCCCCCCUCUUCUUUUUACUCCACAGUUUCCAUUGGUUUACAUCCAGGUAAGUGUCUAAUUCCCCGCCUCUACUCCACCACCUCUCAUCAUCACACCAGAGCGGCUGUUACAUUUGCCCCACUCAGACCACCUUUCCUAAUAUCCAGAGGCUGCUUCAUUCCAUAGCUUCCCCAUAAGCCGCUCAGAUCUCCUGAGGGUUUUAAUUUUGCCAUCCUUAACAAGUGUUACGCGCCUAAGUUCAUCCCUUUCUGCAACCCCUUUGUGGGGUUCUUCAAAAGAAAAACCCAGGCAGCAGUUUUGGAGGGACCAUUAGAAUCAUAGAAUCAUAGAGUUGGAAGAGACCACAAGGGCCAUCGAGUCCAGCCCCCUGCCAAGCAGGAAACACCAUCAGAGCACUCCUGACAUAUGGUUGUCAAGCCUCUGCUUAAAGACCUCCAAAGAAGGAGACUCCACCACACACCUUGGCAGCAAAUUCCACUGUCGAACAGCUCUUACUGUCAGGAAGUUCUUCCUAAUGUUUAGGUGGAAUCUUCUUUCUUGUAGUUUGGAUCCAUUGCUCCGUGUCCGCUUCUCUGGAGCAGCAGAAAACAACCUUUCUCCCUCCUCUAUGUGACAUCCUUUUGUAUAUUUGAACAUGGCUAUCAAAUCACCCCUUAACCUCCUCUUCUCCAGGCUAAACAUGCCCAGCUCCCUUAGCCGUUCCUCAUAAGGCAUCGUUUCCAGGCCUUUGACCAUUUUGGUUGCCCUCCUCUGGACACGUUCCAGUUUGUCAGUGUCCUUCUUGAACUGUGGUGCCCAGAACUGGACACAGUACUCCAGGUGAGGUCUGACCAGAGCAGAAUACAGUGGCACUAUUACUUCCCUUGAUCUAGAUGCUAUACUCCUAUUGAUGCAGCCCAGAAUUGCAUUGGCUUUUUUAGCUGCUGCGUCACACUGUUGGCUCAUGUCAAGUUUGUGGUCAACCAAGACUCCUAGAUCCUUUUCACAUGUACUGCUCUCAAGCCAGGUGUCACCCAUCUUGUAUUUGUGCCUCUCAUUUUUUUUGCCCAAGUGCAAUACUUUACAUUUCUCCCUGUUAAAAUUCAUCUUGUUUGUUUUGGCCCAGUUCUCUAAUCUGUCAAGGUCGUUUUGAAGUGUGAUCCUGUCCUCUGGGGUGUUAGCCACCCCUCCCAGUUUGGUGUCAUCUGCAAAUUUGAUCAGGAUGCCCUUGAGUCCAUCAUCCAAGUCGUUGAUAAAGAUGUUGAAUAAGACCGGGCCCAAGACACAACCCUGUGGCACCCCACAAGUCACUCUUCUAAAGUGUGGCUGAAAAGACUAUUUGGCCCAUGAGGGAAAUGGCUAGGACCUUCUCCUGUGCUACAUCAUCAUCAUCGUUUGUUUUUUUAAAUAUUUCACUCAUCCAAGCAGCCUGUUGACAUCCUUGGAGGUCACAGAUUGGAACUGAACCCACGCAACUUGGCAAGACAGGACUCUAGCAUUCUCCUGCCCAGGCCCUGUUCCCACGGUGGAGUCUACCUCUUUCCGAAUCUGAGCGACUUUGCAAAAUCAUUGCAGGAGAUCUUGGGGUCCUUACCAGGCUCUGAUGGUGAAGGUGGUUCCGUUAGAUUGCAAACCACCUGAAAGGGUCUCCUGCUACUGUUUCCUGCAGAUGCGUUAACACCCCAUAACAGAUUUAUGAGACUAAAACAUGGAACUAUAAUCUCUGGGGUGUAACCCUGAUGGAUAUUGUUAGUGCUGUUGAUGGAACUGCUUUAGCGUGUAUUUUAAAUUAUGUGUGGCUUUUGGAAUUGAUUGUAUACUUUUAAAAUUGAUUUUGUACUUGCAAACUGCUUAGAAGACAUUAGAAGAGCAUCUUUUCCUGCCCAUUUCCCACUCUCCCGGGGAAUUAAUUAGUUUUCAUGGCUUCUCAAAUAGACCUCAGUCUGUUGCCAUCCUUGGUUAGCAAUGCCCCCACCCCCUUAAAGAGUGUUUAAACAUCCAUCCAGAUACCAAUAGCCCAGGAAGCCUUUGCAGGAGCCACAGGUUUUCUUGACCACUGAUUGUCAGUACGCCUUUCAACCGAUGUCAGCGACUUGGCUCAAUAAGUGGUUCUGGCCCAACUGGACUGGAGCACUUUCAGAGACCUUCCAAUCCUGGAAAACAGGUCCCAGCGGUGCAUUGUGACUCAUGCAGAGUAUAAAUAACGCGGAAGCUAGCUGUGAAGCAUAACUCCUUUUAUUUCUAAUAAAGGUAAAGGUAAAGGGACCCCUGACCAUUAGGUCCAGUCGUGGCUGACUCUGGGGUUGCGGCGCUCAUCUCACUUUAUUGGCUGAGGGAGCUGGCGUACAGCUUCCGGGUCAUGUGGCCAGCAUGACUAAGCCACUUCUGGCGAACCAGAGCAGUGCACGGAAACGCUGUUUACCUUCCUGCCGGAGGGGUACCUAUUUAUCUACUUGCACUUUGACGUGCUUUUGAACUGCUAGGUUGGCAGGAGCUGGGACCGAGCAACGGGAGCUCACCCCGUUGAGGGGAUUUGAACCGCCAACCUUCUGAUCGGCAAGUCCUAGGCUCUGUGGUUUAACCCACACGCCACCCGUGUCCCUUUAUUUCUAAUAGCUACUACAAACUAACGAACUACUGACUUGCAUGAGUGUUACAGCUCCCACUCAGCCAUCUGGUCACUACGUAGAUAAGACUCUCUCCACACACAGAGUCAGGCAGUCAGUCAGGAGCGGAAGAGGAGAAGAGCAGUUUCCGCCCCCUCCUUUCUCAAAACAUCAGAUCAGGAGAGUCUGUCAGUGGGAGGGGUGAAAAUAUCAACACUGAUAUGGCUCAACAUGGUCCCAUUUUGGGCCAGCUGCAGCUUAGACCCCGUCCUUGCUUUCAACCUGAGCGGUGUCAUGAGUGGAGAGUCCGCCUCACCCUUCGGUAACUUCACAGAUAAGAAUUAAUGAGCGCUUUAUAUUUUAUAGUCCUUUUUAUUCAGGCAUCAGGUUGUAAGCAAAAACCCACAUCCCUCCCCAAGAAGGGCAGUUGGCUACUCUAAAUCUUCUCCCUUCUGUCUCCCGAAAUAGGCUCCAACGGGAAGUUCCUCAUCCUCCUCUCUGCAUCCUUUGUUCUCAAAUACGUUUGGAUCUCCUAGUUCGUGGGGAGGGAGGGUUCCCCACAAUCUCUAAUGACGUCUCUGCUAUCUGUCCCCUCCCUUCUGUUUCUCUGGCUGUUAUCUCGUAGCUAGGUAACUCCUGCCAAAGCUGCUCUGUAUUUCUCCCAGUGAGAGCCAGUGUGGUGUAGUGGUUAAGAGCGGUAGUCUCGUAAUCUGGUGAACCAGGUUCGUGUCUCCGCUCCUCCACCUGCAGCUGCUGGGUGACCUUGGGCUAGUCACACUUCUCUGAAGUCUCUCAGCCCCACUCACCUCACAGAGUGUUUGUUGUGGGGGAGGAAGGGAAAGGAGAAUGUCAGCUGCUUUGAGACUCCUUAGGGUAGUGAUAAAGUGGGAUAUCAAAUCCUUCUUCUUCUUCUUCUUCUUCUCCCUGCUUCUGAGCCCCCUGGAAACAAGGGGGGGCACGCGAAUCUUCCCACUCCAGCUCCUCUUCUGAGGAAAGCGGAUCUGCCUGCGAAUGCACCCCCCCAUACUCUGCUUCAGACCAUUCCCUGACAAGCGCCUUCUUCCGUGACCCCCUCUUCUCUUGUGGCUCCCAGGACCCCAAGAGGAACCGCUUGCUGCAGUGGACCAACGUGGAGCAGACAAUGGGCCUCGUCCAGCUCUCUUUCCCCCUUUCCUCUGAGCCCCCGCAAGGCACCUACAAAGUGGUGGUGCAGAAAGCCUCUGGGAACAAGGUGGAACGUCUCUUUGAGGUGAAGGAGUACGGUGAGGAAGGAAGGAGAGGAACCGCUUGGUCUGGGGAACGUGGUGUCAAGGACAGCAUGUGGAAGGGGGUAUUUUCUUGCACACUGGCAGCGCCGCUCAGGAAUUCUGAUAGAAACUGACAGAUCAGUGCAGUUUCGAAACCAGCGGACGAAAUCUUUCGAAAGAUUUGGCCUGCCAUCUUUAUUUAAAAUUGGGCCCAGUUGGAUUGAAACAUAGACAGAAGCCUGCAAAAGGAUUGUGCAAAAUUGGGUUCUUAGAUAACUCGAGAGGCGUGCAAAUGCAUAGUGAAUAGCUUCCCAAAAUAUCUGGCCCGAUGGCCAGGUUCAGCAAACUGGUCCUGCUACUGGAAGCAAGUGCAUCAGGGCUUUCCUCCGCCUUGCCCCCCCAUGCCCCACAAACAGUGACAUAGCAUGAGUUGCCAGUGCCCGGGGCCGCACAGAGGGAAAUGGAAGGAGUAUGCAUGCACAUUCAACUGCCUAACAGCCAGGAGAUCGCAGCCACAAAAACAUGAAGAGUUGUUCCGUUGUCUGGAGAGGUCACUUCCUGGUUCGCAUGGGUGGCUGGGUAUGGGAGAGUUGCCUGUGUGAGUAGGGCGGAUCCUGGAGGCUGGAGACAGGAACAGCUCUUGCUCUGUGCUGGAUCCAAAACUUAGUUCGGGGCAUAUGCGCCAGCUCCUAGGGACUGAGGCACUUUCGUCCCCCCCUCAAAAAAUGUGUGGGGUUUUUUGAGGGGGGCAAACUCCCUCAGUGUUCAGAGGGUGUUUGGCUCUGCCCCUGGCUCCUUGUGAGAUCGCCCGCUUGAUGUCAGAAUGUCGCGUCGGGCCCCCCUGUCUUGAGAAGAUGGCACCUCUGGUUUGGGGGCUUCCCUGGAAACCUAAUGGGGAAAAAAAAUCUGUGGGGUGUUAAUGCUGCACGCAUUUGCCUCCUUUCUGUGCUCAGGCUGAUUAUGUUGUUUUUCAUCCCCGUGUUCCUUUCCUUCUUACAGUGCUGCCCAAGUUCGAAGUUUUGGUGAAGGCACCCAAGGAGAUAACAUUUGUGGCUGAGGAACUCGAAGUGACCGUCUGUGGCCUGUAAGUGAGAGCAGCCUGAGCUUCUCUCCCAGAGAUGUGGGACCACGUGAAUUGAGAACUUGGGUGAUGUUGCUAGCACCAGCUAACCUCUCCUCCAAUCCCCUUCACCAGCCUUGGCCGCACCACCCUAGCUCCGAUGGAAUGAUUGCCAUGUUGUUGUUGUUGUUGUUGUUUAGUUGUUUAGUUGUUUAGUCAUGUCCGACUCUUCUUGACCCCAUGGACCAGAGCACGCCAGGCACUCCUGUCUUCCACUGCCUCCCGCAGUUUGGUCAGACUCAUGUUUGUAGCUUCGAGGACACUGUCCAACCAUCUCGCCCUCCGUCGUCCCCUUCUCCUUGUGCCCUCAGUCUUUCUCAACACCAGGGUCUUUUCCAGGGAGUCUUCUCUUCUCAUGAGGUGGCCAAAGUAUUGGAGCCUUAGCUUCACGAUCUGUCCUUCCAGUGAGCACUCAGGGCUGAUUUCCUUAAGAAUUGGAUAGGUUUGAUCUUCUUGCAGUCCAUGGGACUCUCAAGAGUCUCCUCCAGCACCAUAAUUCAAAAGCAUCAAUUCUUCGGUGAUCAGCCUUCUUUAUGGUCCAGCUCUCACUUCCAUACAUCACUACUGGGGAAACCAUGGCUUUAACUAUACGGGCCUUUGUUGGCAAGGUGAUGUCUCUGCUUUUUAAGACGCUGUCUAGGUUUGCCAUCGCCUUUCUCCCAAGGAGCAGUCGUCUUUUAAUUUCAUGACUGCUGUCACCAUCUGCAGUGAUCAUGGAGCCCGAGAAAGUAAAAUCUCUCACUGCCUCCAUUUCUUCCCCUUCUAUUUGCCAGGAGGUGAUGGGCCCAGUGGCCAUGAUCUUCGUUUUUUUGGUUGCCAUAGUUGCACUGAAUUCCUCACAAUGCUGGGCCACUUAUGCCGGGCUUAUUUCACCCAGAACUCCCUUGAACUCCAUUCCAGAACCUCUCACCAUUGCCACCAUAAGAGAACCUUGGUUUCCAGACAUUUUGGAAGUCAAAUGGACUUCCAGAACAGAUUCCGUUUGACUUCCAAGGUACCACUGUAUAUUGAUGUCAUCUUUCAAGUGAUGCUGUGGCUGUUUCCUGACUACAGGUACACGUACGGGAAGCCUGUCGCUGGGCAGGUGAAGGCCCGUGUUUGCCGGAAAUAUAAUGAACACAGAGGCUGGCGUGUUUAUUCCAGUUCCGGAGGGGGCUGUCACAGAGAAGCGUCGGAAGGAAUAUGUGAAGAAUUCAGUGGAGAGGUGAGACCGAAAGCGGACGCUGAAAAUGAAGUUUAAAAUACUUUUGGGGAGUUGGCCUUCCCGGGUGACCUGUUAUAAUUGGGCAUUCAUCCUGAUUUACUCAAGGGGAGUCCCAAGGCUCUGGGAGAAACCCCGGAAUGGCAUUCAGCAGGAGAAGAGGGAAACGCCAUCCCCUCAGACAAGCCAAAAUGAUUGAAAUGGUGGAUAUGGCUGCAGGAAUAUAUAUUUGCUCAUUUUGUUGGUGCCUGUUGUCCCUCUCUGAAGUCUCUUCAAAAACCUGAAGAACAUUUGAUCCCUUUGUCCAGAAAGUAUCUGGGGGGCCUACAUGCCCAUCUGAGGGGGGGGGGGGAUUUUAAAAAAAUUAAAGCAAAUGUCCUAGUUUUGUGGGGUUUUUUGUUUUUGUUUUUUAAUUCAUGCACCGGCAUCUCUGGCUCUGGCUUUCAAUCUGCUGUGGGCUGCUUGGUGAUAGCGGAUCACUGGGGGGAGAGCGAGUGAUUGUCAACUUUUUUGGCGAUUGCCCAAGGAAAGCUCAACAAAUGUCCGGAUUUUUCCUCUUGAAAUAUUACCAGCCUUGUAUAAACGGACAGAUAUAAAUGAAUGAGUGUGCGUAGAUCAAUGGCUAUUGUGUGAACCUGACUGGCUUGACCUCAAACACCUUGUUUUAUAUAAUGAAGCAAUUCUCAUUGGUAGCUGCUGCAACUCUCUGUCUUCCGGUUCAGGCAAAUGGGCACGGCUGCCUCUCUCAGGUGGUGAAAACCAAUAUUUUUCAUCUGAAGCGGGAGGGAUAUGAGAUGAACCUAAAGGUGGAAGGCAAGAUCACAGAGGAAGGCACAGGUAUUUCAUUUUAUUUAUUAAAUUUAUCUCCCGCCAGUCUUCCAAAGGAGCCCAGCAUGUUAGUUUUAAAACCAUUCAGCUAUAACAUGUAAGAAAAACCUGGAAAUGUUUCAAAACUCCUAAAAGCAAUCACCCUGUUAUGUACUGAGUUGAAUAGGAUCCAAAAGGCAGCAGUUUGAUUGGCCCUAGAACAAUAGGAUUCACAAUGCAGCAGUCUGAUUGGUCCUAGAACAAUAGGGUCCAGAAUGCAGCAGUCUGAUUGGUCCACAGGAGCCAUCCAAUCCAUCUCCAGGUGGAAGUGAAUCCGCAACCUGAUUGGCCUACAGGUGAAUCCCGGAAUUAGCCAAUCACGUGGGGCCCAUUGUGUAAACAAUGUAUAUAAAGCAGACAUUCUGGGGGAACUCCCAUUCCUCCUCACCACUAUGAGCUGAAUAAAGAGCAUGAAAUCCAGUCUUGAUUCCCAGUAUAUUUCACACCCGCUCUGAAAACCUAACAAUUUCAGGGGCAGGUCUUUAAGCCAUCAAAUGCUUAGGAAAAACAGGGUUGGUUUGGCAAUGUCUCUAAUAAGUAGUGCUUUUUUCUGGGGGGAUGCAGGGGGACGCAUACCCCUAAACAUUUUGUGUUGCCCUGACCGACCGAUGGACCAACCGACAUGCCAGCUGUCUUAGCAGUAGUAGCUCGGACUGGAGCUCUGUCAUUCUCCCUGCUGGUGCCCAGGCAGGGGAGUCUGGGGCGGCUGUGGUGUGUUGUGUUCUGAAGGCAAAGGAAGAACUGGACCCUGAUUAAUUCAAUAGAUCCUAGACUUGAACAGCAAGACUCUGGGAGCAAGUGCGAUAGCCACUCCCUGGCCCAGGCCGUUUUUAUUAACAAAAGAACUUUAACACAGCGUUUGUAAGAACCAAUCAGCUUUCCUCUGAGCAUUUCAAAAAAUCCCCACGUGGGAACAAAGUCAGAUCAGAGGAAGCUGAAAAGGAAAACAGGAAGACACAAUGAGAGGUAAAGGAGGUGCUGUGGGAUUGGUGGAAGUCAGUGUUUGUUUUUCUUUUUAGUGUUUAUAUUAUUAACUUGUAAGAUAUGGAAUUUUUUUUUUGAUUGUCAGUUUUUGUGUUUUGUGUAUUGUUAUUUUUUGAUACUGUUUUGUGUUGUUGUGUGGAAAAUACUAAUAACAUUUAUAAUAACAAUAAGAAAAUAAAAAUACUAAAUCAUAAAAAAACAGAUCAGAGGAAGCUUCUUAACUACAGAGAACUACUUGAGCAUGCAUACAUGUUUAGGCUAAAUAAAACAGGAACCAAGGAGGAAUGCAUUUAGCAAAACCCAGAGGUCAUAAACAGGCAGAAAACAGGAAAGACAGGCAUUUUUAUCACCUGCAUGUGAACUCUGUUUCCUGGCCCUAAGAUUAACGAAAGCUACAUCAGAGCUGGUGACAGCAGCCACGAAAUUAAAAGACGCUUGCUUCUUGGGAGAAAAGCAAUGACAACCCUAGACAGCAUCUUAAAAAGUAGAGACAUCACGUUGCCAACAAAGGUCCGUAUAGUAAAAGCUAUGGUUUUCCCAGUAGUGAUGGACCAUAAAGAAGGCUGAUUGCCAAAGAAUUAAUGCUUUUGAAUUAUGGUGCUGGAGGAGACUCUUGAGAGUCCCAUGGUCUGCAAGAAGAUCAAACCUAUCCAUUCUGAAGGAAAUCAGCCCUGAGUGCUCACUGGAAGGACAGAUCCUGAAGCAGAGGCUCCAAUACUUUGGCCACCUCAUGAGAAGAGAAAACUCCCUGGAAAAGACCCUGAUGUUGGGAAAGAUAGAGGAAACAAGGAGAAGGGGACGACAGAGGACGAGAUGGUUGGAUAGUGUUCUCGAAGCUACCAGCAUGAGUUUGACCAAACUGCGGGAGGCAGUGGAAGACAGGAGUGCCUGGCGUGCUCUGGUCCAGGGGGUCACGAAGAGUCGGACACGACUAAACGACUAAACAACAACAAACAUCAAAGCUACCUCCUAUCUUUAUGUACUCAGGAUGCCUGGUGAAGCAACCAGUCUGUGUACGUGACUGUCAGGCAUAGAGAAAAUGGGGCAGAGAUGUAGAGGCUUGGAUUGAUCAGAAAUCAUGUCAAAUGACUCAAACCCAGUCAAAACAAUAGCUGACACAAUGGCUUACUUCAUUUUUGCAUAAUUCCUCAUAGCAACCCCACGUGACCACCACAGCGGUGGAGGCGACGCUACUGCUCCUCCUCCUCUUGCCGGGCUAGCGCCAGCCGGCGAAUGCUUGCCCCUCCUUGCUCAAGCAACCCUGCCAUUGCUGGGGGCCUUCCUGUCCUCUCAGCGCCACCGCUGCCGCCUCGAGUCCCUCGUCCAGGGGUUGGGGGCAGGAAGGGGGCGAGGGGGAGCAGCCAAAAUGAAAGUACCCCUAAACAUUUUUUUAAAGAAAAAAAGCAUUGACUAUAAGUUACUAAUGAAGGAGACUGAUACACCUCCCUAGGAAGGCACACAGAAUGGCAUGUAGUCAAAAUCCCAACAGGUAAUGCAAACCAUGAAGUGUCACAGCCUAGAAGGGUGAAAGUGCAAAGAUACAGCGCAUCUCCAAAAAGGACAAAAAAGUUUUAUCUCCUAUACGGAUACCCUUUACAAUAAUAAAGAUUUAUAAAAAUAAAAGUAUUCUCCACCUGUGAGUUCCAUCUUUAUUGAGAAUAAAGGUUCCAUAUAGACCAGGCAUUUGCAUAUGCAAACGGCAAUGACCAUGUGCCUCAAUAUUUGUAUAAGAAUAUUUGCAUAAGAAAAUCAUGCCACACGUUGAAAAGAAAUUCGGAAAGAAAUUAUUCAUUCAAGCUCUGCACUUUGGGUACUUUUUCAAGACGGGCAAUUUGUGAAACCCUUAAAUACCAGAAAUCCCAAAUAUUAAGAUUAAGGAUAUUCUAGGAUUUGGCAACACAGCCCUGAGCUGCUCUUAAGAGAUGAGAAAUAAGUUAUUUACUUUUCAAAUCCCAUUCUGUUUCCAUAUAGGUUCAAAAUUGCCAGGUGGAAAGAUAGAGUAGCUGUUUGUUUGUUUGUUUGUUUACCAAAGAGAUCUCAGCAAAUGCCUUAUUCCACAAUUCAGCCACCUCUGAGCAGUCCCACCAUGUGUGCUUAUAUGUACCUACCUCUUUUUGGCUAUUUGGCAGGGGUGGAAUUGACAGGCACGGCUUCCACCAUGAUCAUUACGACUCUCAGCACAAUCACCUUUGAGAAUGUGGACUCUUACUACAAGUCUGGGAUCCCCUUUACUGGGCAGGUAAGGCAGGCUGAGAGAUCCCCACUGCGCACGACACCACAGCUGAAUGUUUGUUUUAAAGACAAAUGUUCCUCGUAUGCACUGGAACAGGAGGAUGGGCCAGGGUGGUUAGCAAUUCAGCCCCCACCCCUCAUCUCCCAUCCUGACCUCUGAGGUGCCACCUCUGGAAUCCUGAUGCAAUUUGUGUGUCCUCAACCUUCAUCUCCAUCCUCACCCACCUGAACUUAUAGCACUCCCCCUACAGACAGCCAUCUCCCUCAGAGGCGGAGCAAGGUGGGUGUGGCCCCCCGGGUGUCAUUCCCGAGGGGGAGUGUGACAUCACUGUGCCACCCCCCUGGGAUGCUCAGCGCAGGCGGCACACCCCUGGGACACGCACUCCCCGGGACGUUCACCUCACCCCCGUGGGCGGCUAGCCCCGCCCCCAGGUGCACACCACUCCGGGCGCCGGAACAGCUAGCUCCACCACUCAUCUCCCUCCCAAUUCAUAUGGGCUACUGCUAAAAUGAGGCUGCAUUUUAAGCUCUAUUUUAAGCCGUAUUUUAAUUAACUGUUUGUUGUUGUAUUUUUUUCUGUUACGUUUUAUUGUAAUUCAUACAGUGGUGCCUCGCAAGACGAAAUUAAUCCGUUCCGCGAGUCUCUUCGUCUUGCGGUUUUUUCGUCUUGCGAAGCACGGCUAUUAGCGGCUUAGCGGCUUUAAGAAAAAGGAAACAAACUCGCAAGAACUCGCAAGACGUUUCGUCUUGCGAAGCAAGCCCAUAGGGAAAUUUGUCUUGCGGAACGACUCAAAAAACGCAAAACUCUUUCGUCUAGUGAGUUUUUCGUCUUGCGAGGCAUUCGUCUUGCGGGGCACCACUGUAUUUGGUGUUAGCCGCUCUGAGCCCGGCCCUGGCCAGGGAGGGCGGGGUAUAAAUAAAAUUUUAUACAGUCAUACCUCUUCUUGGGACGCGGAUGGCACUGUGGGUUAAACCACAGAGCCUAGGACUUGCCAAUCAGAAGGUUGGCGGUUCAAAUCCCCGUGACGGGGUGAGCUCCCGUUGCUCGGUCCCUGCUCCUGCCCACCUAGCAGUUCGAAAGCACAUCAAAGUGCAAGUAGAUAAAUAGGUUCCGCUCCAGCAGGAAGGUAAACGGCAUUUCCGUGUGCUGCUCUGGUUCGCCAGAAGCGGCUUAGUCAUGCUGGCCACAUGACACAGAAGCUGUACACUGGCUCCCUCGGCCAAUAAAGCAAGACGAACGUUGCAAUCCCAGAGUCGGUCACGAAUGGACCUAAUGGUCAGGGGUCCCUUUACCUUUACAUUACGUCUUCUUACAUUCGGUUCAGGUUAUGUCAGUUCAGGUUAUGUCUUUUCAGGUUAUGUCCCACGGCGACCCGGAAGUACCGCAAAGGGUUACUUCUGGGUUUCGCCGCUCGCACAUGCGCAGACGCGCAAAAUAACAUCACAUGCAUGCGUAGAAGUGGUGAAUCGCGACCCAUGCAUGCGCAGACGCAGGUUGCGUUCUGCUCAUGUUGCGACCAGAGGUACCACUGUAAUCAUCAUCAUCAUCAUCAGACCAAACUGCUAUAUGUAUUGUUUUUGCCCUGCUAGGUGAAGCUUUUGGAUGCUGCCAAAGUGCCAAUUGCCAAUGAAACAAUUCAGAUUAGGGUACAUCUAACUGGAACCAGCACCAACUAUGUAACUGAUGAUCAGGGACGAGCCCAUUUUUCCAUAGACACUGAUAACUUCACAGCUCCUGAACUCAGGAUCCAGGUGAGUGUUCAAGGGGAUUGAGAACUAAAUAAGGCAGAUUUAUUCUUCGCAAGCACAAAACACGGGAAUCUCAUAGAAUCGUAAGAGUCUUAAAGUUGGAAGGGACCCAGGGGUCAUCUAGUCCAACCCCCUGCAGUUCAGGAAUCUCAGCUAAAGCAUCCAUGACAGGUGGCCACCCAACCUCUCCAAUAUCAAUUGGAUCAGUUGAAAUUUAAAAAAAUGCUUUGAGAUUCAGUUUCCUGUGGCUCCUACUUUUUUCUUUUCUCUUUCUCCUUCAUCACCUUUUCUGGGUUUGUCAUUUCCCGUUAAUUUCAUUCUUGCUUUUUCCAUUUCUGAAUCCUGAAUACGCCUCCAGGAAAUGUAUUGGGACUAGAAAAAUACCCCCCGCCAAGGGCUGGGACUGUGUAUGUGAUAGCAGGAAUGGCUGUUGGGUUGAUACGUCUGACUCUUAUUUUCUCCUAAAGGUGUGUGUUGGUUUCUGGGCAUGCAAAUAGGUCUGAGAUGAGUCUCGAGCUGGUGUAAUAUCACAAAGUUGAUCUUAUAGUCCCCAAGGCACCAAUGAUUCCCUAAUACAGGAACAACAAGGAUUUAUUUUCUCCAGUCCCUGAGCACCUGCCAUUUUCCUCUUUCUUUCUGUUUGCCAGGCAACUUAUAAAUCGAACUCUGCGUGUGAACAAGGCUGGAUCAGUCCCCAACACCAGAGCGCAUCUCAUUCCGCGGGGCGUUUUUACUCACCAAGCCAAAGCUACCUCCACAUUGAGCGUGUUCCUGGGACCUUAAGCUGUGGUCAGACUCAGACGCUCCGAGUCCAUUAUAUUCUGAAUUCAGCUGUCGUAAAAGAGCAGGAGAUGGUCUUUUACUAUUUGGUAAGCCUGGACAGAGUGGCCUUUCCUUGGUAGGGACUUGGGAGUGGGCCUUCUCAGUGGCUGCUCCCAACGUUUGGAACCCUAUUUAGGGAAGUUUUUAAUGUUUGAUGUUUUAUCGUAUUUUUAAUAUUCUGUGGGAAGUCACCCAGAGUGGCUGGGGAAACCCAGCCAGUUGGGCAGGGUAUGAAUAUUAUUAUUAUUAUUAUUAUUAUUAUUAUUAUUACUCCCUUCAUAGAGACAUUAGACUGGCUCCCUUGUUGUCCGUCUGCCAGCUGUUUUAUUCUAACAGGCCUUUGUGAACUGACUGUUUCUUGUUUUUUUUAAGGAAAGGACUUUGAAUAGUGCUCAUUCAAAUCCAUUUUCAGCUGCCAAACUAUGUUUGAUUUCUAAUUGCAAAGAUAGGCUCAAGCGUAAUGGCAAUUCAUGUUGUACUACCAGGAGAGAGAUUGUUUCUGGAAGCCAGAACACUCCCUGUGUGUAAGAACUGCUGGCAUAUCAGUGUAACCAUAUAUUUUGCCUCCUCCAUCCUCAUCCAGCUUACAGGCAAAUGGGUGGCCACAGUGAGAGUAGGAUGUUGAACUAGAUGGACCAUUGGCCUGACCUAGCAGGCUGUUGUCUUCUUAUGCUUUUAUCAGGCGUUUUCCGCCUUCCAUGCAGGUGAUGGCUAAGGGGGUCAUUGUGCGAUCAGGGACCCACGUUCUGCCUGUGGAGCACAGAGAAGGUACCGGUAAGUGGCACUCCAUUCCCAUUUCCUCCCUUCAUUCUUGGUGACCUUUCCAAUUUUUUAUAAACCCAGGUGAUUACGUAAACCAGGGGUCAGCAAAACUUUUCAGCAGGGGGCCGGUCCACUGUCCCUCAGAUCUUGUGGGGGGCCGGACUAUAUUUUGGGAAAAAAUAAUGAACGAAUUCCUAUGCCCCACAAAUAACCCAGAGAUGCAAUUUAAAUAAAAGGACACAUUCUUUUUUUUUUAAAGAUAUUUAUUAAGAUUUAUUAAGAUUUUUUAAAAUAUUACAAUAAAAAUGAAAAAAAAAGACAAAAAUACAAAAUAAAAAUAGUUAAAAACACACAGAUUUUCUAUUACUUAUUUUCCUUUGACUUAUUUCCCGGACCUCCUCAUACCUCCCUUUUUUGUAUUCCACUUCAAUCUGUUGGUUCAGCAAAUCCUUUAAAAGUAAUAAUAUUAAAUUUUUACCUAUUUAUAACCCUUUUUCAUAUUCCCUUAAAGCAUUACAGCUGGAAACCACUUAAUUACUAUCCAACAUCAUUCUAACAUUCAUUAAUUUUACAAUAUUUCUGUAGAUAAUCUUUGAAUUUCUUCCAAUCUUCUUCCACCGACUCUUCUCCCUGGUCUCGGAUUCUGCCAGUCAUUUCUGCCAGUUCCAUAUAGUCCAUCAGCUUCAUCUGCCAUUCUUCCACAGUGGGUAAAUCUUGUGUCUUCCAAUACUUUGCAAUGAGUAUUCUUGCUGCUGUUGUGGCAUACAUAAAAAAAGUUCUGUCCUUCUUUGGCACCAAUUGGCCGACUAUGCCUAGGAGAAAGGCCUCUGGUUUCUUCAAGAAGGUAUGUUUAAAUACCUUUUUCAGUUCAUUAUAUAUCAUUUCCCAGAAGGCCUUAAUCCUUGGGCACAUCCACCAAAGGUGAAAGAAUGUACCUUCAGUUUCUUUACAUUUCCAACAUUUGUUAUCGGGCAAAUGGUAGAUUUUUGCAAGCUUGGCUGGGGUCAUGUACCACCUGUAUAUCAUUUUCAUAAUAUUCUCUCUUAGGACAUUACAUGCCGUAAACUUCAUACCUGUGGUCCAUAACUGUUCCCAGUCAGCAAACAUAAUAUUAUGUCCAACAUCUUGUGCCCAUUUAAUCAUAGCAGAUUUCACCGUUUCAUCCUGAGUAUUCCAUUUCAACAGCAAGUUAUACAUUCUUGACAAAUUCUUAGUUUUGGGUUCUAACAGUUCUGUUUCUAAUUUUGAUUUUUCCACCUGGAAGCCAAUUUUCUUGUCCAAAUUAUAUGCCUCCAUUAUCUGAUAAUAAUGAAGCCAGUCUCGCACUUUAUUUUUUAGUUUCUCAAAACUCUGCAGUUUCAGUCUAUCUCCCUCUUGUUCCAAAAUUUCCCAAUAUUUCGGCCAAUUGGCCUCCAUAUUGAGCCUUUUCAGAGCUUUCGCUUCCAUCAGUGACAGCCACCUUGGGGUUUUGUUUUCCAACAAAUCCUUGUAUCUUAUCCAAACAUUAAACAGUGCUUUCCUGACAAUAUGGUUUUUAAAUGCUUUAUGCGCUUUGACCUUGUCAUACCACAGAUAUGCAUGCCAUCCAAAUACAUUGUUAAAACCUUCUAAGUCCAAAAUGUCUGUGUUUUCAAGAAGUAGCCAUUCUUUCAACCAGCAAAAAGCUGCUGAUUCAUAGUAAAGUUUAAAGUCUGGCAGGGCAAAUCCACCCCUUUCCUUUGCAUCAGUUAAUAUCUUAAAUUUUAUUCUGGGCUUCUUGCCCUGCCAGACAAAUCUAGAAAUAUCUCUCUGCCACUUCUUGAAACAGUCCAUCUUGUCCACAAUUUGCAAUGUUUGAAACAAAAACAGCAUUCUAGGCAAUACAUUCAUUUUUAUCACAGCAAUACGACCCAACAGUGAAAGCUUCAAAUUUGACCAGAUUUCUAAAUCUUUUUUCACUUCCGUCCAACAUUUUUCAUAAUUAUCUUUAAAUAAGUUCCCAUUUUUGGCUGUCAUAUUAAUCCCCAGGUAUUUCACUUUCUUAACCACAGUCAGGCCUGUCUCAUUCUGAAACCUCUCUCUUUCAAUCAGUGUUAAAUUUUUCUCUAAAACCUUAGUUUUUAACUUGUUCAGUUUAAAUCCUGCCAGUUGACCAAAUUCUUGAAUUAGUUCUAAAACCCUUUUAGUACUAGAUUCUGGCUCCUGUAACGUCAAUACUAAGUCAUCUGCAAAUGCUCUCAGUUUGUACUGUUUGGCUCCGACCUGUAUACCUUUAACCAACCGGUCCCUUCUAAUCAUAUUCAGCAGAACCUCCAGGACCGAUAUAAAAAGCAGUGGGGAGAUUGGGCACCCCUGUCGUGUCCCUUUUUCUAUCUUAAAUUCUUCCGUCACCACAUUAUUUACAAUUAAUUUAGCCUUUUGUUCAGAGUAUAUUGCACCUAUACCAUUUUCAGAACCUUGGCCUACCCCCACCCCCUGUAGGUUCUUCUUCAUGAAGCUCCAAGAGAUGUUGUCAAAGGCUUUCUCCGUGUCCACAAAUAUCAGAACUGCUUUAGUAUUUAUAUUCACUUCUAGUUUUUCCAAAAUAUCAAUUAUAUUUCUCAAAUUAUCAGACAAGUGUCUUCCUGGGAGAAAGCCCGCUUGGUCUUUAUGGAUCUCUUCCAUCAAUACUUUUUCAAUCUCUUGGCCAAAAUGUCUGCAAAAAUUUUGUAAUCCACAUUAAGUAACGAUAUAGGGCGGUAGUUCUUAAGCUGAGUCUUUUCAGUCUCUGUUUUCGGUAUAAGUGUAAUGUACGCCUCUUUCCACGACUCUGGUGCCCUUUUCCCUUCCAAUAUUUCAUUACAGACUUCCUUCAAAGGUUGUAAUAGCCACUCUUUCAAAGAUCUAUAAUAUCUAGAAGUCAGCCCAUCCGGUCCUGGAGAUUUGCCCAAUUGCAUAUUUUGAAUGGCACCUUCUACUUCCUGUUCAGAUAUUUUAUAGUUCAACAUUAAUUUGCUUUCUUGGGAGAUUUUUGUAGUCCAUUUGUCUUCAAAAAUUUGUCUAUGUCCAUUUCUUUCUGUGGCCCUUGUGUGUAUAAUUGUUUAAAAUACCUCUGGAAACAGUUUCUAAUCUCAAUUGGGUUAUGUAUAUUCUUUCCUUCCACUUCUAAGUUUGUGAUAGUAUUUAAUUUUUGUCUUUUUUCAUUUGCCAGGCCAGCAAUUUCCCACAUUUAUUAGCUGAUUCAAAUGUUUUUUGACUCAUUUGUUUAAUUUUCCAUUCUAUUUCCUGAUUCAUCAUUUCCAUAUAUUGUACUUGAUAUAAUUUUAUUUCUCUCAAAAUCUCCUGUGACUUUGGUUUUGCUCUCAGUUUCUUCUCACUUUCUUUUAUUUUCUCCAAAAUUUUAUCUUUCUUCUCAUUUUGACUUCUCUUCUUUAUUGCAUUCUGUUGUAUCAGAAACCCUCUCAUAACAGCUUUACUUGCAUCCCAGAUUACUCUUUUUUCUACAUUGGUGUUCAUAUUUAUUUCAAAAUAAUCUCUCAAAGUUUUUUGGGCCUUUUUAUAGACUUCUUCAUCUCUAAAUAAGGUGUCAUUCAUCCUCCAUCUGAAGGAGCCAGUUGAUAUUUGUUUCAUCUCCAUCCUUACAGCGUUAUGGUCGGAGCAGGUUUUUGGGCAGAUUUCCACUUUCUUUAUCUUUGGUGCCAUUCCUCUAGUUACCCAUAUUUGAUCAAUUCUAGUCCAUGUCAUCUUGGCUUCAGAAAAGAAAGUUCCCUCUCUUCCCAGGGGGUUCUUUACUCUCCAAAUGUCCACUAAGUCCAUAUUGUCUGUCAUCUCAAAAAAAUGUUUUCGGUAGUCUACCAUCCUUGGUAACUACCUGUCUUUGUGCCUUGUCCAUGUUUGUAGAUACUACUCCAUUCAUAUCCCCCAUCAGAAUCAGAUUGUAAUCCAAAUAGUCCAAUAAAGUCUCAUGCAACUUUUUAAAGAAUUCAGAUUUCCCUCAUUCGGUGCAUAAAUUCCUACGAUCAAAAAUUUCUCUCCUUGAACUUGAAUUUCAAUUGCCAAAAAUCUGCCUUGUUCAUCUUUAAAAAUUAAUUUCGGUGAUAGUCUCUCCUUUGCAUAUAUCACAACUCCUCUUUUUUUAACUUUGUCAGAUGAGAUAAACUCCUGUCCCAAUCUUUUAUAAAGGACACAUUCUACUCAUGUAAAAGCACGCUGAUUCCUGGACCAUCCACGGGCGUGACUGGGCCGGAUCCGGCCCCUGGGCCUUAGUUUGCCUACCCAUGAUGUAAACCCACACCUUAGUACAGUGCCACCACAUAUGCUUCCAUGUGCCCUUGCGGUUCUUGCAUGACAUGUUUCAGAGUUUCCUCAAUUUUAUACUCAUAGACAAUAUAAUUUUACACUCAUGAAUUGUAAUCGUUCUCUUCCUCCCUCUCUUCCUCCUUGGGAAUUUUGUGUCAGUGCGCUAUGCCAAUCAUUUGGGGUUCCCUUUUCAGUCAGCAAUGUCACUCAGAAAGUCUCCCAGAAUAUACUUCCUCAGUUCAGCUCACCUGUGGGAAUAAACACAUUCCAGUUCUGCUUUAAGUAUUGAUGGAAGAAUUAACAUUACAACGUAUACAACUGCUGGCCUAAGGAAAAUAAAGUAAAACUACGUACAGUGGUACCUCGGGUUACAUACGCUUCAGGUUACAUAUGCUUCAGGUUAUAGACUCCGCUAACCCAGAAAUAGUGCUUCAGGUUAAGAAUUUUGCUUCAGGAUGAGAACAGAAAUCGUGCUCUGGCAGCGCGGCAGCAGCAGGAGGCCCCAUUAGCUAAAGUGGUCUUCAGGUUAAGAACAGUUUCAGGUUAAGAACGGACCUCCGGAAUGAAUUAAGUACUUAACCUGAGGUACCAUUGUACAGAGAAUCAUUCCUCCUCCCUGCUCUGCAGCCAUCUGAACAGAGUAGCAACCAAACCUCCUCCUUCAGAGCCUGUCUAAUAAAGAAGUCUGUUGCUAAGGAAACUUUGUUGCUGGGGAAGACCUGUUGCUAGCAGAAAGCUUGUUGCUAGGGGCAGAUUUGUUGUUAGGGGCAAAACUAUGCAAGGUUCAUUUCAAGUCUAUUUUUAGACUUACACUAACAUUUCGUUAUCUACCAGCCAAAGGGGUGUUUUCUCUGGACCUCUCUGUUGACAUGGACACUGCUCCAUUGGCCCGUUUGCUUCUCUACACGAUUUUGCCCAGUAGAGAACUAGUGGCCCAUUCAGCAGAUUUCACCGUGGAGAACUGCUUCACAAACAAGGUAAGGUUGUGGGGACUCUCUGAGGCCCAGGGCAGACAUGGCCACGAGGCUCUCUGUUCCCUCUCUGGCAUAAACCUUUGCCAAAGUUCUCACUUGGUAAUCCAUAGAGCACCAUUUUUUCCAGCUGGACCAGCAGAAUAUUAACUUGUUGGCAGCUGAGGAGGGCAACCCAAGCUGAGAAAACAAAUCCCAGAAGGGAUUAUCUCUGUGCUGUCAUGUAAUAGAAUGAACUCUUCAAAUGCCCUUUCUAUAAUAAUUUUUAUUAAUUUUUCAAUUACAACCCAAUAAUAGCCUCAUUAUAACAAUACCAAAUUGCAAUACAAUUUCUAAAAGCAAUAAUAAUAAUAAGAAGAAGAAGAAGAAGAAGAAGUUUAUUAUUUGUACCCUGCCCAUGUGGCUGGGUUUCCCCAGCCAAUCAUUCAUAUACCAAAUUAUAUAAUUUAGGUGGCCCCCUGGAUGCAAGAUUUGAUGGUUUGAUGAUUUUCUUUACUUCUGCGUUCCAAAAUCUUAUUAAUUUCAAUUACAUUCUGGUCAAAAUAAUAAUCCCUUAUCCAUCAACUGCAAUAUUAAUAACUUCCGUUUGUGGUGACACAUUAAAUGAUUUAUAAAUCUACAAGUGAGGCACCCCAACUAUAUCCUUUUUCUUCCUGUGUGUGACAAUUAUUUUGUGGUGUUUCUUCCUGUCCUUGUAAAAUGUUAUGUCUGCCUUUUCCCAGUUGUUGCUGUUCUCCACCAUGCCUUGGUUGAUACCCCCUUGUUGUUUCAGAAAUUAUCCAUUGCUCCGUCCUGUGCUUUGUUGUUUUGCAACUUUAACAACAGCUUCAAAAAUCACUCCGUCCCAAUAAAUAACCUGUUUUCACAAUUUUUUCAAAUGCCCUUUAUGCCUCCAGGUGAAUCUGUGGUUCUCUGAUGCUGAAGGCCUCCCUACCAGCAAAACUCAUCUCCAUCUUGCUGCCUCCAAAGGCUCCCUUUGUGCUGUCCAUGCUGUCGAUAAGAGUGUCUUUCUCUUGAAGCCCGAAGCUGAGAUGUCCCCUAAGACUGUGAGUCAAAUCUGCUUUUGAAGCUGUCUUCAAGUGUAACAUUCCUAGAGCCACUUUUGCGCUUCCGUGCCAUGGGGUGUGCUGAUGUCAUGUACAUGAGCCGUGUGGCAUGUAUGUCCAGUGUGCUGACUGUUGGGAUGCAUCCAAGGGAACGGGGGCAAUUGGCAGGCCCCCAGCUGGCUCCAGCCCACUGGCCGGCAGCCGGGCGAUCUCCGGUCCUUGGUGCAGCAUGAAUCUGCGACCCAGAGCUUCAGAAGCUUCAGAAGCUGGGCACGCAACUCAGCAGAGAUAAGAACUCUUCGCAACAGAAGGGCAGAUUAGAGGCUGUGUAAAACAUAUUUACAGGCAUUUUAUUCAGCAUCAGGACAAAAGGAAAAACAUGUCUGCUCCCCUUCGUGUCCAAGCAAACAGCAUAAGCAAAAGCUAUACACAAACGGAAGUUCCCAGCAAGCUGUGCUGGAAAGUAAACAGACAUGUGACACACAACAGCCUGUUCCUCUUAAGGUGGAACGGACUAUCUUAACACUGACGUUGUAUGGCCCUGGCUCCCUCAAUCGCAGGGGCAAGGCCAUAUAUCUCCAAAACACUUCCUUUCUCAAGGAAGUCAGACUCUGGAUAACCACUAGAACCUCUGGGGUCUCUCGUUUUUCAGAGACUGGGGUGCAUACAACAAUUUUAAAAAACUAAUUUUCAUUCCAGUUAUAUGCCGGACUGAUAAAUUGAGGACCGGGGAUGCAUAGAACAUCUGUAUCCACUUUUGAAACGGUUUGGCAAAGUGUUGAAUGGACCCAUUCCUUUCUGUCCAAACUGUGUCUCGUGAGGCACAGUUGAGUAUGUUUAGCCUGGGGAAAGAGAAGGCUGAGAGGUGAUCUGAUGGCUACCUUCAAGGCUGAAGACAGGGCAAGCUUGUUUUCUGCUGUGCCAGAGGGUGGGACCCGAGUCAGUGGCUUCAAAUUACAAGGAAAGAGAUUCCAACUAAAUAUUGGGAAUAACUUUCUGGUGGUCAGAGCUGUUCUGCAGUGGCCAUGCAGGGACAUUUUAGAGGAGAGGUGAUUUAGAGGAGAUAUGGAAGGCGUUUGUAGAAUUUGUACUGUUAAAACGGAAAGGGGUCAAACCAUCGCAAGAGGUGUUGAAAUUGUGGGUGGCUGGAUAGUAACAAUGGAAUGGUCUCCGUGGCGAGGUGCACAUUUUUAUUCUUACUUAUUUAUGAUUAUUACUUUGUAAAAAUAUAGAGAGAAAAAAAUAGCAGGGGCAUUUUAGGACAUGCUUAAUUGUGGCUACUUUUGUGGUCAGGUUUAUGAUCUGCUUCCUGUGAAGGACCUCCGAGGUUACGUCUACAGGCACCACUACCUGCUUGACCCGUACCCUGAUCGCUGCACGGUUAGGAAAAAUAUUGUUGUGGAAGGCAUCAGCUACAGAUAUGAAUCUUUUCAGCGGAGUGAAGGUGAUGCCUAUGACAUUCUCAAGGUGAGUGCCAAAGGACCCGCUGCAUUGGCAUGAGACCCUUAAUCUCAGGGUCAUGGGUAUGAGCCCCAUGUGGGCGAGAGAGUCCUUCAUUGCAGGAGUUUGGGCUAGGUGAUCCUUGUGGUCCACUCCAACUCUGCAAUUCUAUGAUUCUGUGAUUUGUCGGGGAGUGAAAUGUCUGCCAGGAAGAGGAGGGCACAUUGUAGGGACCCACCGCGUGACAGUGGCAGCUCAGCCACCCAAAAUCUAGGGCUGUAAGGAAGCACGGUGUUGCAUUCCACCCCGCAUACGUCGCACGCAGCAAUGUUUCCAUUCCCCUGCAGUUCGUUUUCCACCAAAAGCUAUUGUCCUCUGCAGAGAGAUUAUGUAACCUUAAGAAGAGCCUGCUGUCCAGUGUUCUCACAUUGCUCAACCAAAUGCCUGUCGGAAGCCUGCAAACAGGAUCCGAGCGCAAGAGCCCUUUUCCCCCUCCUGUGGUUUUCAGCGACUGGUAUUCAGAAGCAUCACUGCCUCCAACUGGGGAGGCAAACCAUCACCAUCAUGGCUCGUAGCCACUGAUAGCCUUUCCACCUAAUUUGUCUGAUCCUCUGAGCCAUCCACAUUCGUGGCCAUCACUCCCUCCUGUGGAAGUGAGUUUCAAUGUUGAACUAGAUAAAAGGUAAAGGUAAAGGACCCCUGGAUGGUUAAGUCCAGUCAAAGGUGAUUAUGGGGUUGCGGCGCUCAUCUCGCUUUCAGGCCGAGGGAGACGGCGUUUGUCCACAGAAAGCUUUCCAGGUCAUGUGGCCAGCAGGACUAAACCACUUCUGGCACAAUGAGAUGGAGGCCAGAGCACAUGGAAAUGCCGUUUUCCUUCCCACCGGACUGGUACCUAUUUAUCUGCUUGCACUGGCAUGCUUUCGAACUGCUAGGUGGGCAGGAGCUGGGACACAGCAACGGGAGCUCACCCCGUCGCGGGGAUUCAAACCGCCGACCUUCUGAUCGGCAAGCCCAAGAGGCUCUGUGGUUUAGACCACAGCGCCACCUGCAUCCUUACAGUUGAACUAGGCACCAUGUGAAUAACUGCUUUUUGAAUCCGCCCUGAAUCUUUCAACAUUCAGUUUCACUGGAUGCCCAUAAGUUUUAAUGUCAUGAGAGGACUUUGUCCAGUUCUGGGCACCACAAUUUAAGAAGAUGUCAACAAGCUGGAACAUGUACAGAGGAGGGCAACCAAGAUGAUCAAGGGUCUAGAAACAGGUAGGUAGCCAUGUUGGUCUAAAGCAGUCUAUAUAUAUAUAUAUAUAUAUAUAUAUAUUAUAUCACAACAGGUUUACCAUACCCAUUGAGUCAGUCACCCAUCUCCUACUACCCUCCUGAGAAAACCCCCUCCCCACCCUCCAACUAUAUAUAAGGGUCUGGUGACUUCUGUUUCAGUGUAUCUGAAGAAGUGUGCAUGCACAUGAAAGCUUAUACCAAGAACAAACUUAGUUGGUCUCUAAGGUGCUACUGGACUAUUUUUUUAUUUUAUUUUUAAAAUAUAUUUCAAGGGUCUGGAAGCCAAGCCUUAUGAGGAACGGUUGAAGGAGCUGGGCCUGUUUAGCCUGGAAAAGAGGCUGAGGAGCCCUUCAAAUAUUUCAAGGGCUGUCACAUGAAAGAGGGAACAAGCUUGUUUUCUCCUGCUCUGGAGCGUAGGGACUGGAACAAUGGCUUCAAGUUACAAGAAAGGAGAUUCCGACUAAUCAUUAGGAAGAACUCUCUGACAGUAAGAGUUGUUUGGCAGUGGAACGGACUCCCAUGAGAGGUGGUGGACUCUUCUUCCUUGGAGGUUUUAAAGCAAAGUUUGGGUGGCCACCUGUCCUGGAUGCUUUAGCUGAGAUUCCUGUGUUGCAGGCGGCUGGAUGGCCACUGGAUUAUCCUUGGGUUCCCUUAGGUAAAGGUAAAGGGACCCCUGACCAUUAGGUCCAGUCAUGGACAACUGGGGUUGCAGUGCUCAUCUUUCUCUUUAGGCCAAGGGAGCUGGCGUUUGUCCGCAGACAGCUUCCAGGUCAUGUGGCCAGCAUGACUAAGCCGCUUCUGGCGAACCAGAGCAGCGCACGGAAACGCCGUUUACCUUCCUGCUGGAGCGGAACCUAUUCAUCUACUUGCACUUUGACGUGCUUUCGAACUGCUAGGCUGGCAGGAGCAGGGACCGAGCAACAGGAGCUCACCCUGUCGCAGGGAUUCAAACCGCACACCCUUACAAUUCUGCAAUUCUUUGAUUCUGUGAGAGAGGGAGAAAAAUGUUUCUCUAGCCCCCUGUAUCCUUCCAGACCACCCGGCAGUGGGCAGAGGAGGAUGUUCAGCUCCUGAAGGGUUAAUCCAGACUAGGUAGAGACUCUCCUGGUCAGGUAUUCGGGAACAGAGACACAUAUGCUGUUUGGGAAGGCAUAACGCUCUAGAGAAGGGUUCAUACUGGCUCGUUUUCUCAUUUUGCAGGACUUUGGCUUGAAAGUUUUUACCAGCACCAAGAUACAGAAGCCUAACCUUUGCAGAGAAGAGAUACCAGUAUAUGCCAGUAAGAACCUGGUGGCAAUGUUGGUGGCAAUUGUGGGAGUAGGGGUGGGAUUUCCUCCAGUUAGCCUUCGUUCCAUCUUCAAAAUGCCCUGAAAAUCACAAGAUUUAUAAGCUCUGCAAAUUUAAGAGGAACGAUAACAGCUUAAGAAGAGCCAAUGGCAAAUCUUCUCUAGCAUCCUGUUCUCACAUUGGCUGAAGGGUUGCUUGUGGGAAACCAGCAAAUGUACAUCCAGCUACCCUCUACGUCCCUAAGGGCCUUGAGGCAAUGACUAAAACUUUUGCUGAGUGCCUAGUUCUACAGCCCUAUAUUUCUUAAAAAAUAUUAAGAUACUUGGCAGAAGGGUUUUCAGGAAGAGUUUCAAUUGCCUCAUCCCUUCCGGCAUUUGCAUGCUGUAAAUAGAAAGUUUACAGUGGAACCUCGGUUCCUGAACGAAAUCUAUUCCGGAAGCCCGUUCCGGAAGCUUGCGAAAUGUUCGAAAACCAAGGCAUGGCUUCCCAUUGGUUGCAAGAGCUUCUUGCACUCCGCAGAAGUCGUGUCACACGUUCAAGUUCCAAAAAACAUUUGAAAAUGGAAGCAUUUAAUUCUGGGUUUUUAGCACUCGGGAACCAAAACAUACAAGAACAGAGGCGUUCGGGAACCGAGGUUCCAGUGUACCAGUAUUUGCCCAAAGCUAGAUUCAGAGUGUAUUUUUUUUUUUAAUGAUAUUUAUUAAAAUUUUCAAAGAAUACAAAAUUACACAGGAACAAAAAGUAAAAAUACAAAAAAUAAAAAUACAAAAAAAAUAGAAAAAUAAAAAAUACAGAAAAAAGAAUAAAGAAAAAACAAAACAAGUUCAUUAUUUUCAGACCCUUGACUGUCAGUACCUUCUUUCUUAGACCCCCUCCUCCUCCCUUCCUUUGUAUUCUAGUUAUUAAUUAUCCCAGCAAAUCCUUUCCCCAUGUUUCAUAAAAUUCUAUCAUUACCUUACCCUCGACUAAUUUAAUCCUAUCUUUCUAUAAUAAAGUAAACCUUAAAGUUUAAAACUUAAGUCUUAACCUUACCAGCUUCUUGUGAUCAUAUUAAUAAUAUUCUUUCAUAAUUCUUUAUGCAUCUUUACUAAAGCCAGGUAAUUUCUUCCAACAUUUUUCUAUCAUUCAUCAACUUUGUAAAACAUUCUAAUAAUAAAAAAGAAAAAGAAAGAUAUAAACAAGUCCAAUCUUUAUCCAAUGUCCCUUUCUCCUGGUUCCAGGAUUUGUCAGUCCUUAUUAACCCGGCAACCUUAUGUCCGAGGCCCUCAAGUCAUUUCCAUGGCCCUUCCGCAGCUUGUAAUUUCCCUUGUCUCCUCGUGAUAACUCCAGCUUGACAAUGUCUCUUGCUCGUGGUAACUCCAGCUUAGUAAUGUUUUUAACCCUUCUCAUCAGAUCAGACCCUUUUCCAUAUUCAUCGCUGCAUUCCAUGUAAUAUUUAAAAGCAUGUUUCAAGGGCCCUCCAAAGUUGAGAGCCCCCACAGUCCCAAUCAUAUCGCAGCCCAUUACCAUAUUUAAAAAGUCCAGACAUCCCAGCAUAGGGGGGUCAAUCCAGCCCCCCAUUUCCAAGCCACACCGAACUUUCCCUUUCCAAAUCUGGCUUUUUCCAAGUUCAUUUGUCCAAUCCGAAGGAUCAUACUCCUGUUGGGUCUGUUCUGUCAAAACACACUGAUGAUUUAAUGCCACAAACUCCUGUUCUGUCAAAACACACUCCUGGUUUGAAUCCUGGGUAGGCUCCACAUGUUUUCCCACAGUCUGAUCAAGACAUUCCACUGCCUGUUUAAGAUUUCUAGUCGAAAUGACCAUCCAGUUCACCUUAUCAUGUAAUUCUUCCAGUAGAGCAUUUGUUUUGUAGAGAACGCGCACCAAAGUUUCUGAAAACAUUGCUCUACACAAUCAAACACUUUCCCACGGUUAUUUUGUAACAGAUGUCAAUUCCUUGGAGUUAGUUACAGUUUCAAAAGCUCCCCCCUAGGGAGAAGACUUAUAUUUGUUUUUGCUACAAAGUUUCCCUUUCCCCCCCCCAAAAUACAUAGGAUACUUUGCCCAUAUAUAUUCCUUUAGAGUGUGAAAGGGAACAGUAAAAUCACCAAAUUUCUCUUCUUUUAGCUGUCAGUCAGAAAACAAUUAUCUUGGUAAACUCACGUCAGUCCUGACACCCCCGCUCCAGGAUCAGGACGGAGGAAAAUAACUUCCUUUUGCAGUUACUUCAAAUAGUCCAAAAAAUAUAUAUUCCCAAUUUAAAAUGUUGAAAUCAUUCUUUUAAAAACGAUUCUCUGAGCUCUAGUGUAAAUUGCCUUUGCUUUGUUCUAUAUACAAAAGAACGGAAGGGUGACUUCCUGUUUAGCCCUUCCCGCUCCGUACCAAAUUGAGUAGAUUUUUUUUUUUUUUAAGGUCCAAUUCUGUCCUUUUCACAAAUCUUUAUUUAAUAUCCCAUUUGUUCAGAUUCUAAGUACUCACGGGUGUUUGUUUUAAAGUCCAAAUUGUCCCAGGAAAGAAGGCAGCGCUCUCCGGCAGCAGCUAUGCGGCUUUGCUCCACGGAAAUAGCGAUUGACUCACAGCACCACGCCGCUUCCCCUCCUCACUUCGGAGCCCGUUAGUGGGUUCCUUAGUGGAUUGGGGGGGCGCUAAAGGUGCCCGCCGAGUCCCACGGUCACAGGCUUCAUCCGCCUGUGAUUUUGAAGGGGUCCCCGCUUCGCCGUAGCGGAGUAGACCCUGUUUACCGCGAAGCAAGUCCCUCCAGUUCAGAGGGAGUCCGCCAUUGCCGGUGGCGCCACCCCGGAAGUCCUUCAGAGUGUAUUUUGUUCUAAUAGGCGUUUAUGAAUUUGCCACCGUUAUCAUUAUGGUAAAAUAUCAUGCUAUUUAAAUGGCAUAGAUUAAUUAGUCACUCAGCAGCAAUAGAACAUGGUUACAGUGGUACCUCAGGUUACAUACGCUUCAGGUUACACACUCCACUAAGCCAGAAAUAGUGCUUCAUGUUAAGAACUUUGCUUCAGGAUAAGAACAGAAAUCGGAUUCUGGCAGCGCGGCGGCAGCAGGAGGCACCAUUAGCUAUAGUGGUGCUUCAGGUUAAGAACAGUUUCAGGUUAAGAACGGACCUCCGGAACAAAUUAAGUACUUAACCCGAGGUACCACUGUAUAGGCCUUGGAGGACACAUGGUGAUUUGCAGAAUUCUACCUUUUGUUUUAAAAAGCGAAAUGGCUUAAAAGUUAAAUGGAACCAAAUAGAAAUUGGGUGCUUCUAUGCAGGUUGGGGGUUAGAUUGUAAACACAGACACAUACACACAAGACAGCUGUGUAUGAAACACAAUUUAUGACACACACGCACAUACACAAAGAGAGAGAGAUAGAGAGUACAACGAAAAACAAAAUGAAAUUAAAUAAAUAAAUUAGUUGGCGUCUGUUUGCCUCAAGAGAUAAUGUAGGAGUGUGACGUCAAACCACUGGAGAGUUAGAGGACUUGCUGUGGCUGUAUGGGAGAGACAUGUUUAAUUGCAGCUGGAGCAGAGGAAGGUCUCGGUUUUGCUGUUACAGAUGCACUGUGGUGUUACUUAUCUCUGCUCUCCUCCCAGUGGUCAUUUCUCCUCUGGUCACCACUGUGGAAAUAAAGUACAUAAUGCAGGGCAAUAUCCAACAGUCCCACUCAGAGUGUACCUACUGAAAUCAAGAGGGCUUUCUGUUCAUUGAGUCCGAAUAACAAUGGCUAUCAUCUAUGCUCUGUCUUCCUUCAAGCUGCUGGCCUACAGGUUCAAACUCUGGGUAGACGGCUAGGAGCUCCAGGCAUUCCUGCACGAGAAGCUGCAAGAACAGAAAGACAGCAGGAGACUGUCAGGAGCUACUUUCCCGAGACGUGGCUCUGGAACACGUGGAUAGUGAAGUAAGUAGUGGUUUUCAGACUUUGUGGGGUGCGCAUAUUGCAGAUAUUAAUAUUAUGCAGUUUGAAGCGAGUGGAUGCAUAAAAACGGGCUAAUUUGGAAAUGAAGCACUGUCAAGGCCCAUAAGUUUAACGAAAGCUUUGCUUACAGAACUUUCUUCAAAACAAAACAAAAGCAUCCAAACAACUCCAUAAGACACAUGCCAGUCCAAGGCAUAGGCUCAGCAUCUUACAAAAUGUCAAACAAUUUCAACAGACCUAGAAACAGAGGUCUGUCUCUCCCCACAACCUGCAUCCAGCCUGAGGCUGUUUAUCUGGAAAGCUUCAUCUACAUCCUCACUCUCACAGAGCCCAGGAACAAAGGACUCCAGCCAUCACCCUUCCAAGAUGGCGAAGUUGCAAUUCAAUUCAAUACCUCUCAUGUGAUCUAAGGUUAAACACUCAUAUGUUAGAUUGCAGAAAACAACAUUCCAUUAUCAACUCAGUUAAGGCUCAGAGUCCCUUAGAGUAUGGCAGUGGAAUUUUCCAGCAUUAAACCCUUUCACCAUUACACAUAAGCAUUCCCAUUUCGGUGUCAAUUAAAACCAUUAUAAUCAAUAGGGCAGUGGUGGUGCUGGGGGAGUCCGUAGCGAAAAUCCCUUGAAAGAAAUGCUGAGAACCUGUGGCCCUCCAGGCGUUACUGCCAUACAACCUCCAUCAUACCUGCUCACAGGCCAUCCAGCCCGGGGAUGAUGGGAGUUGGAGCCCAACAACAGUGGGAAGGCCACACAGCCCCCACCCCGCAAAAUCUCUGCCCUAUUACGAGCCAUAACCCUAGGGAAAAUUAGGCAGAUUAAUGAAGGACAAGGCUCUUGAUAGCACCUCGAAUACUUGGAAGUGAUGUGCAUUUUACAGGAUUUCCCUGGUGAUGGGAAAUGAAGAUACGGCUUGCAGGAGGGAGCUAUGAAAAUGUUCUUCACCCUGCACGGCCAUCUUCAGAAAUCUAAAGGCCUGUCACAUUGAAGAUGGAUCAAACAUUGCUGGGGCUUUGUCAACAGGAUCGGGAGGCCAGCUGGCAAGCCCCAGCUCAGCCGACUCCUUCCAUCGACCUCUGCUCUGACGUAAAUCAGCGACCCGGGCUUCAGAACCAGGGCACGCUAUCAGCAGAUAGAACUGCGCACACAGAAUAGGCUUGAGGCUUGUGAAGUCAUACUACAAACUACAGAUUUAUUAAUCAUAAAUCAGGACAAAGAAACAUGUCGUCUCUCAUGCCGUCUCAGAGAGAAUGGGAAAAAGCAAAAGCUAUACACAAACGGAAGUUCCCAGCAUACUGUGCUGGAAUGUAAACAGACAUGUGACAUGCAACAAUUCCACAUGUCUGUUCCUUAAGGUGGAGUGGAAUUCUCAGCAGGCUUGUACUAGAUGACCCUUGGGGUCCCUUCCAACUAUGAUUCUAUGAAACUUGUUUUCUGCUGCUCCAGAGGGCAGGGCCCAAAUCAAUGGAUUCAAGUUAAAGGAGAUUCUGACUAAACAUUAUGGUGGUCAGAGCUGUUUGGUAUGGACUCCCUCAGAAGGUGGUGGACUCUCCUUCCCUGGAGGCUUUUAAGCAGAGCUUGGAUGGCCAUCUGUCAGCGAUUUGUUAGCUGGGAAUUGUUCAGUGGACUAGAUGAGGCUUGGGGUCCUAUUGAUGGUAUCAAACACCGAGUAAAUUGGCAAAAAUGUACAAAACUAAAUCAAAUAAAUGUUGGAAAUGUUAAGAGAAAGAAGGUUAUUUUUAUCAUAUGUGUGGUGCCAGUGUGAUGUAGUGGUUAAGAAUGGUAGACUUGUGAUCUGGUGAACCGGGUUCGCGUCUCCGCUCCUCCACAUGCAGCUGCUGGGUGACCUUGGGCCAGUCACACUUCUCUGAAGUCUCUCAGCCCCACUCACCUCACAGAGUGUUUGUUGUGGGGGAGGAAGAGAAAGGAGAAUGUUAGCCGCUUUGGGACUCUUUAGGGUAGUGAUAAAGUGGGAUAUCAAAUCCAAACUCAUGUGGUAACCUUACUUACCUUGUGGUAAGGUUAAGGCUUACUGGGAAAUGAUAUACAAUGAAAUGAAAAGGAUGUUUAAAAUAAUGUUUGUAAAAAAAACACCAGAAGCCUUUCUCUUGGGAAUUAUAGGGACAGAACUACUUAAAUUGUAUAGAAAUUUAUUCAUGUACAGCAGCGAGAAUGUUACUUGCCACCAAAUGGAAAGAAGCAGAAGUCCCAGCAAAGGAAGAAUGGAUAUGAAAACGUAUGGAAUAUGCAGAAAUGGCAAAACUUUCCAGAAGAAUAAGAAAUCAAGAUAACAAACUUUUAAUAAAAGAAUGGAAAUGGUUUAUUGAAUAUUUACAGACAAAUUGUAAACAGAUAAAAAGACGGGCAGGAUUAUUGUAAUAACCUGCAGUUACAUAAGAGUAUAUAUUCAAAGAGGAUAAAUAAAUAUGUUAAGUUAAUUUGGAUAUGCAGAAGAUAUUAAAAACAAACUUAAGGAACCGCAGAAAGAGGGGGAAGGAAGUCAAGUUUUAAAAUGUCAAAAUAACUGUAAAAUCAAUGGAAUGUGUAUAUCUGAAAAGAUAUGUAUACGUAUACAUAUACAUAUAUAUAAAACCCUUGGGACCCCUUCAAACUCUAUGAUUCUUUGAUUCCUGUUCUUUUCUGUCCCUCAGCGGCGAGUCCCAAGGUGAGAUUGACAUCCCCGUGACCAUUCCGGACACCAUCACCGAGUGGAAGGCAGGAGCUUUCUGCUUGUCCCCGGAUGUGGGCUUUGGCCUGGCCCAGACUGCCUCUCUCAGAGCCUUCCAGCCAUUCUUCCUUGAUAUGACCAUGCCCUACUCUGUGGUGCGGGGCGAAGCGUUCACCCUGAAGGCCACUGUCUUCACUUACAUGCAGCGCUGCGUCAGGGUGAGGAAUGCCCUAGCUUGGCUCCCGAUUCCCGAAAACUCCUCGCCCUCUUUUCCUUGGCAUAGAAUUUGGAUCGCCUAGGCACGGAAUCAUAUUGCUGCAGGCACCCCAGUCUCUUGAGUGGCGAGAGACUUUUGUUCCCUCCCCGCUAACGCCUUUCUGUUCAUGGACAGGUCAGUAUCUCGCUGGCUCCCUCUGCUGAGUUUGUGGCUUCCCCUGUGGAGAAGGAGGAAGAAUCUUACUGCCUGUGUGCCAACGAAAGGAAAACGGUCUCUUGGACGGUAACUCCCAAAUCUCUGGGUAAGCAGCAAUGCUAGGAACUGGGUAACCACCACGGUCUGAAAGCGAGAUGAGCGCCGUAACCACAUAGUCGCCUUUGACUGGACUUAACCACCCAGGGGUCCUUUACAUUUUACCUUUACCAAACCCUUAGAUCAGGGAUAUGUAUAAAUGCAAGGAGUCCUGAUUCCUCCUACAGAAUUACCACCUUUAGAUUGCAGUGAAAGUUUGUGUGUGCGUGCGUGCGUGCGCGUGCGUGCGUGCGUGGUCGUGUGCGCACUUCCAGCAUGUAAAUACAAUAUAUAUAUUUUUCAGAUUAAAAAUUUACAGUCAGAUAUCCAACAUACAUACAACAUAGAAACAAGAUUCCAAAGAACUCCUGGACUUCCCUCCUCCCCUUUGUGGGUCCUAUUGUUAAUCAUUUCCUCCUGCAACUUUUAUGAUAAUCCAAAUCUUUUACAUCUCCAUUGUGUCCAAAAUUCACCAUUAAACUACAAGUGUUACUCCAAUCCUACUAACGAUUUUAACUGUUUACAACGGUUUUUAAGAUAAACUAUAAAUUUUCCCCAUUCCUUAUUAAAUUUUUGGUCUUCCUGAUUUCUGAUUCUUUCAGUCAUUUUAGCCAUUUUGGCACUGUCCAUCAACUUGAUCAAAUACAGUGGUACCUCUACUUACGGACGUGAUCCGUUCCGGGGUGCCAUUUGCACCGCGAAAAGUCCGUAAGCAGUGCAUGUGAUGCGAUAGAGUGCGCAUGCGCGAAGCGUGCAGAUCGCUCCUGCGCAUGUACGAAGUGAUGAACCUGGAAGUAAACACUUCUGGGUUUGCCGCGUUCGUAACCAGAAAAAACGCGACGUGAAGCAAACGCAACUCGAGGUAUGACUGUGCUGUAUUUUAGAGUCCAUGGCAAAUUUGGCUACUGCCUACAUUUUGGGUAUGCAUUGAUUUCUCUCCCAACUUUAAAUAACCUAAUAGGAAUGGAAAGGAUCUAGCAUCUAGAUCAAGGGAAGUAAUAGUGCCACUGUAUUCUGCUCUGGUCAGACCUCACCUGGAGUACUGUGUCCAGUUCUGGGCACCACAGUUCAAGAAGGGCACUGACAAACUGGAACGUGUCCAGAGGAGGGCAACCAAAAUGGUCAAAGGCCUGGAAACGAUGCUUUAUGAGGAACGGCUAAGGGAGCUGGGCAUGUUUAGCCUGGAGAAGAGGAGGUUAAGGGGUGAUAUGAUAGCCAUGUUCCAAUAUAUCAAAGGAUGUCACAUAGAGGAGGGAGAAAGGUUGUUUUCUGCUGCUCCAGAGAAGCGGACACGGAGCAAUGGAUCCAAACUACAAGAAAGAAGAUUCCACCUAAACAUUAGGAAGAACUUCCUGACAGUAAGAGCUGUUCGACAGUGGAAUUUGCUGCCAAGGAGUGUGGUGGAGUCUCCUUCUUUGGAGGUCUUUAAGCAGAGGCUUGACAACCAUAUGUCAGGAGUGCUCUGAUGGUGUUUCCUGCUUGGCAGGGGGUUGGACUCGAUGGCCCUUGUGAUCUCUUCCAACUCUAUGAUUCUAUGAUUCUAUGAACCAUGCUAUUAACAAAAUAGAAUGAGGGCGGCCCUUUUUUCUCUUCUAGGAGAAAUAAACUUCACAGCGAGCGCUGAAGCCCUGAACUCUGAACAGCUGUGUGGGAACGAAAUAGUGGAGACACUCCACAAAGGGCAGAAGGACACUGUGAUCAAAUCCCUUUUGGUCAAGGUACGAGUGGCGGCAGAGCAUAUGUUUGCAUUGCCCAGGGUGGGCACGCUCCCGAGGGGGGCAUGGCGUGGAGGGUGCCCUCCCAGGCACAGGAUCGCCGCUCGGGUUCCCGGAGCAGCAUGUGUGCCCUGCAGCUGGGGACGAAGUGAUCCGCUCAUGGGUGCAGAGCGAGCCGCCCAUGGUGGACAUUUGGUGCGCCGCCUGCCCGUGAUUCCCAAGCCUCUCCCAAGUUGUCAAAACGAAGGGGGAAGGGGGAAACGCCACCGGCAAAGCGGCGCAACUCCCCCCGACGGCUGAGGGUACGCUUGGGAAUCACAGGCGGGUGGUGCGCCGAAUGUCACCCCCCUCAGUGAGGGCACCCGGGGCAGUCCGCCCGCACCGCCCCUCUUCCUCUGCCCCUGGGUACGAGGGCUGCUUUAAUCUUGAUUUGGGGUUGCAUAAGUGUGAUUUUGUGGGGAGUAAAGCAGACCCUCCAAGUGUCCCCAUUUUCCAAGGACAGUCUCGGAUUUACAGACACCGUCCUGGUUUUUGAUUUGAUUCCGGAUUGUCCCGCUUCUUCCUCCCACCAUUGUCACUGGAGGAAUGCUGGAGGGCAUGGCAAAGCAACAACGUUUGCAAUAAGUUGCCUGAAUCAUUGGGGAAUAAAGAGAGAAACGGAACUUCCUCCUUACUGAUUCCUUCUCUUUCAGCAAUGACUGUAUUCUCCUGUGUAUAAGACGGUGAUUUUGCUAAAAAAAAUGUAGUCCAAAAUUUGGGGUCGUUUUAUACACUUGGCUUGGGCUCUUGAAAUAAGGCAACUCAAAAAAGCUCAAUAACUUUGGUCAGCUUCCCUCAAAAAAAAGCUCAAAGUUGUUUUGUUUGAUGUUUAAAAUAUUGAUUUCUUAAUAGUAAGGCAAACUUUUUCCUUUCAGGGUCUGUUUCCUGCUUAUUUUCCAAGUUUCAGUCAAUGUGAGCUAGCAUGUGCCAGUGUGUUAACUUAUUGGCUCUAUCUUGGCUGCAUGUAAAAUUCAUAUACAGGGACCUUAGGGUUUGUAAUAACCAAAUAACAUUUAGAAUGGCUUUGUUUGCCAUGAGGAAUACACCUUAAGUUUUCUUUAUCCUUCCAACCAGACUACAGUGGUACCUCGGGAUGCGAAUGGGAUCAGUUCCAGAGCCCCGUUCGCAUCCUGAAUAGAACAUAAGACGCGACUGCACGUGCGCAGGUCAUGUUUUCCUGCUUCUGCGCAUGCGCGUGACGUCAUUUUGAGCAUCUGCGCAUGCGUGAGCAGUGAAACCCGGAAGUAACGCGCUUGUUUACUUCUGGGUUGCCGCGGAUCACAACCCAAAAGAGCUCAACUUGAAGCACAUUCAACCCGAGGUAUGACUGUAUUUCUUUCUGCACACUGCUAGAAUGCAGAAUUUAUUUCAUUCUCCCCUCUCCUUUUCUUUUCUCUCCUCUCAUGAAGCCGGAAGGCGUUGAGAGGGACGUGGUCUUCAACAACCUGCUAUGUGCAGUUGGUAAGUGACGGCUAAUGGAGGUAUCCCUACCCAUUUCUCUGCAUGAAUCUCACAUAACUGGAAAGGGCACAACUGCACCAUACAGAAACAUCAUCAUCGACAUCAUCAUCAUCAGUUGCUUUUCUCUUAUUUAUUUAUUUAUACUUUUCAGUUUAUACAUUUCACUGAUUUUACAAUCAUUUUGACAUUUCAAAACUCAACUUCCUUCCCCCUCUUUCUGCAGUUCCUUAAAUUAGUUUUUAAUAACUUCUGCAUGUCCAAAUUCACUUAAUUUACUCAUUUAUUCAUCUUCUUUUAAUACAUACUCUUAUAAAACUGCAGGUUAUUACAAUAAUCCUGGCAAUAUUUUUAUCUGUUUAUAAUUUAUCUGUAAAUAUUCAAUAAACCAUUUCCAUUCAUUGGUUAAAAAAAAAGUUAACAAAUUAGUUGCUUUUCUCACAGAGUGAAGCAAAGUGACAAUUAUUAUUACUAUUAUUAUUAUUUAUAGUAGUAAUUACACACCCUUUGUUAGCUUUUUUUCUGAGUCAUGUAGAGUGAUUCUUUGCUUGCAGGAUGGCAACUAUUACAAGCAAUAAUAUUUAUGCAUAUCAAGUCAAAUACAAUGCAUCCCUCUCCCUUGAGCCCAAGAGAGGGUCUUCUUGUUUCUUGCUUCCAAAACUCCUUUGAAACCGGCCAUAAAUUAUCAGCCCAUCGCUCCUCAAACCUGGAAGGGAACGAAGAGUAGGCUUGCAAAUGUUCCCGCUAACUGGAAGAGAGGUUGUAAUAUCAGGCAACAGGAAUGAUCAAAACUCCCUCUGUUCUGCUUCCAGAGAAGCCAAAGUCAUCACAACCUGUUUCUUUAAAGCUGCCAGGCAACGUGGUGGAGGGCUCAGCCAGGGCCUCCUUCUGUGUGCUGGGUAAGUCAUGAAAACUUUCCGGGACUCGGGCUUCACGGAGACCCUGUGUAAAUGCUCUGUAUUCCACACCAUCUGGCCCAGUCUUCACCCUUCCGCAUGUGAAUAGCUCUCUCCAGUUCCAAUGUCCUGGGCUGAGUGCAGUUGCUUAUGAAGUCAAGACAGCACCGACCACAUACCGUAUUUUUUGCUCUAUAAGACUCACUUUUUCCCUCCUAAAAAGUAAGGGGAAAUGUGUGUGCGUCUUAUGGAGCGAAUGCAGGCUGUGCAGCUAUCCCAGAAGCCAGAACAGCAAGAGGGAUUGCUGCUUUCACUGCGCAGCGAUCCCUCUUGCUGUUCUGGCUUCUGAUAUUCAGAAUAGUUUUUUUCUUGUUUUCCUCCUCCAAAAACUAGGUGCGUCUUGUGGUCUGGUGCGUCUUAUAGAGCGAAAAAUACGGUAGAUGUCAGUGUUAGGUUUCUGUUAUGCCACUGUGUAGUUCUUGGAGUCACAAGACUCUGUUGACAUUCCAGACUGUCUCACGGGAGACAGAUGUUGAAGUUACUGGUUUCCUGUUUCUUUGUUCCUGUUGUUUUCUGUCUCUCACAGAGAGCAGAUGCAUAUUCUUUUCUGUCCUGCGUAGUCAGAAAUAAAGCAGCAAUGUAGCACAUAUUUCAUGUCUCCUUCUGCUGCUGUCUGGGUACUCUGCUUAAAGGGGAGCGUGCCUGAAGUCUCAUUCAAAGGCUUAGGUCGUUAAUCACCGUCAGAGGAGAGCCGGAGGAGUAGCCUUUACAGCUGGAUCGUACAGAGGCUCCGACAGUCAGCAGGCUUGGAGGAGACCCAAGAUUUGCAGAAGUAGCAAACAAAGUUGUAGAAGGAGAGCUAAGGGCUAGAGCUGGGGUGGAAUGGAACAGCUCAAUGAGGACUGAGCAUGCACCAUGGGCAUGGGAUGCUAGCAAACUUUUGGGAAGGGAAAUCAAGUGGCAGGGGUAAUGAAAUGGAGUAUGCUGGAAAAGAAUGUAUCUUUCUGGAACUCAAUGCUACAUGCUGUAAAUAUUUGCGCUUAUUUUCUUCUUGUCUUUUCCCUUAUUCUAGCACAUUCUUUCUUGGCCUGGCCUCUCCUUGCCUCCUUAAUUAUGCCUCCAUCUGAGCCCAGUCAUUUCUCAUGUAAUCUGGCACUGAUAAUAUGUGGGAAUUAGACUCUAGUUCCCAUUUACAGAACUAUGUGAAGGGAGGAGACCGGGUUGUUUAACCCUUUAACUAGUUCCCUUUUCCGUUCUAUAAAAAUUACACAAAACACACUCUCUUUUUAAAGUUUAAAUAACAAAUAGCUUUUAAUCAGUGUACAGUCGUACCUCGGCUCCUGAAUGCCUUGGGAGUCAAACAUUCUGGCUCCCAAAUGAUCGAAAACCGGAAGUAAGUGGUCCGGUUUUCAAAUGUUCUUUUGGAAGCGGAAUGUCCAAUGGGGCGUCUGCGGUUUCAGAUUGACUGCAGCUAAACAGAAGCCGCGCUUUGGAAGUCGAACAUUUGGGAAGUCAAACGGACUUCCGGAAUGGAUUCUGUUCGACUUCUGAGGUACGGCUGUACUUGCACUUGUUAGAUUAAACAUACAAGGCAGGCAGGUGUUAUGUUGCUAAUACACAUUGCAUAGAUUUGUAUGUUAUUAGCACUUAAUAUUUAUCUGCUUCCAUCUGGCCAUUCUCUCCUCCACAGCAUUUUCAUUACGUUCAUUUCCACCUGAACUAUUUCCCCCUCCCACUCCCUGAUCUGUGAUUUCCUGAUCUGUGUUUAUGGAAGUUUUUAAUAUUUAAUGCUGUAUUGUUUUUAACACUCAAUUGGGAGCCGCCCAGAGUGGCUGGGGAAACCCAGCCAGAUGGGCGGGGUAUAAAUAAAUUAUUAUUAUUAUUAUUAUUAUUAUUAUUAUUAUUCCUCAUGGAAAUUUGCAUUGCUUUGAUGUUUUCUUUUGUCAUGUGUUUCACUUGGUGGCUCUGCACCAUCCCCUCAUAUUCCAACCAAUCUUUUCCCUCCCCUCCUCUUCCCACAUCCCAGGGGACAUCCUCGGAUCAGCUAUAGAGAACCUCCACCAGCUUCUUCAGAUGCCCUACGGCUGUGGGGAGCAGAACAUGGCCCUCUUUGCCCCCAACAUCUACAUCCUGGAGUACCUGAAUAAGACUGAGCAGCUGACUGAGGAGGUGAAGUCCAAGGCCCUGGGAUACUUAGUGGCUGGUGAGAAAAACUUGUGAGGAGAGGAUGUACGGGGAGAAUUCUACAUUUGUUGUUUCCUGCAGGGCGGGAGGAACAAUGUGGAUUCACUCAGAACACAUUUAUAAGCAUGGCUGCCGGCUUUACUGGACUGAAAUCAAUACAUGAAUUACCGUAUUUUUCGCUCUAUAAGACGCACCAGACCACAAGACGCACCUAGUUUUUGGAGGAGGAAAACAAGAAAAAAAAUAUUCUGAAUCCCAGAAGCCAGAACACCAAGAGGGAUCGCUGCUCAGCAAAAGCAGCGAUCCCUCUUGCUGUUCUGGCUUCUGGGAUAGCUGCACAGCCUGCAUUCGCUCCAUAAGACGCACACACAUUUCCCCUUACUUUUUGGGAGGGAAAAAGUGAGUCUUAUAGAGCAAAAAAUACGGUAACUACCACACUAGUUGUUGGAUUGCUAGUAGGGACCAAUUUUAAUCACUGGGGCUUUGAGUUCAGGACACACUUUGAAACUAUUGAGAAACUGAGGGUGGCGUGUCUUCUCUUGAUGCCCACAUAGCCUCUGAGCAUCCAUCACCGCCCCCUUGGUUGUGUGGCUGAGUAACCUUUCCUCCCCUGAAAAGUAAAGGUAAAGGUAAAGGUACCCCUGACCGUUAGGUCCAGUCGUGGCCAACUCUGGGGUUGCGGCGCUCAUCUCGCUUUAUUGGCCGAGGGAGCCGGCGUACAGCUUCCGGGUCAUGUGGCCAGCAUGACUAAGCCGCUUCUGGCGAACCAGAGCAGCGCAUGGAAACGCCGUUUACCUUCCCGCCGGAGCGGUACCUAUUUAUCUACUUGCACUUUGACGUGCUUUCAAACUGCUAGGUUGGCAGGAGCAGGGACUGAACAACGGGAGCUCACCCCGUCGCGGGGAUUCGAACCACCAACCUUCUGACCAGCAAGUCCUAGGCUCUGUGGUUUAACCCACAGCGCCACCCGCGUCCCUCCCCCUGAAAAGUACAUAGAGCCAAAGGAGGAAGUUGGAAGAGUGGUGCUCUUUCUCACUUCCUCCUUCAACUCUAUGUGCUUUACAAGGCUCGGAUUAAUUCUGCUGGUUCUACUCAGAUCCCUUGAAUGAACUAGGUGUGUGUUUGUGUACCCACUUUCUUUCUGCCUCUCUGUGGGGUGAGUGGAUAGCAGCAUUUAUCAAUGGGGUUAUGAAUUGGUUUUGUUCUUGUUUUUAUCAUGUAUUUUGUUUCUUUAUUUUGUAUGUUUUUUUACUGUGAACUGCCCUGGGAUCUUUGGGUGAAGGGUGGUAUACAGAUUUAAUUUUUAAAAAAAAAUGGAUAAAAAAUAAAUGUUAAAUGAUAUGCGAUCUUACUACUUCCUUUCCCCAAAACUGUAGGAGUGCAAAUAUCCAGAGAUGUAGUGAUCAGGUGGGAUUGCUAUGAGGAAUUAUAACAAAUAUAGAGUAAGCCAUCUGUGUCAGCAAUGAAAGCAUUGCGUUGACUGGGUUUAAACUAUUUUGAUAUGAUUUUUGAUCAAUCUACAUCUCUGAAUCUCUGGCCCCUUUGACCCUACUGCCCAUUUCUCUCUCCUCACGUCACGUACACAGCGUACACAGCAGUUGCUCCGCCAGGCAGGCAUCCUGGGCCAUAAAGAUAGUGGGCGAGUUCUUUGAUGUAGUUUUCUAAUAUAUAAUCUUAAAAUGUUAAUCUUGGAGCCAGGAAACAGAUCUCACAUGAAGGUAGUAGUGAUCUGGUCUUUCUGGCCAUCCUUCUUAUCAUGUUUAUUUCUCAGCUCUGGGGUUGCCAGAUGCACCCCUUUGUAGUUCUCAACUUAUUUACCACCCCUUUGUAGUUCUCAAGUUAUUUACUACCCCUUUGUAGUUCUCAACAUAUUUACCCCAAAAUAUAUGCAUGCUAAUUAGUGUUGUAGUGUAACUUUUUCCCCACGUGGGGUUUGAUGAAAUGCUCAGAGGAAAUAUGAUUGGUUCUUACUGUGUAAAAGAUUCUUUUGCUAAUAAAAUGGCCUGGUGAGGGGUGUGGUUGACGCACUUUUCUCCGAGAGUCUUGCUGGUCAAAGCCUCGUGUCUUGCUUUUAAUCAGGGUCCAAUUCUUCCUUUACUUUGCAAACGCAACACAAAAUGGCAUAUCUGAUGAGUUUUGGGUAGCAUUUAGGAAAACACUGAAUGUAGCAUUGCCAUAAGGAGCACGCUCCUCUCCUAUUAUUGCAGAAGUAGACAUAAUUCACACAAUGAUAUGUGCAAAAUAGAAAGUAGUCCUUGUUUAUCAGGUUUCAGAACUGUAAGUCUCAAGAAAAUAUUCAACCUUGCGCUUUUUUGUUGCAUUACAGUUCUUACCACUUCUUUCCAUAGAAGAUGCCUCUGUUGAGUUUUGGGUCAGUUGCAAAUUUUAUCAAGAAGAUUAAAAAAGGGCAAAAAACCCCACCCCGAUUCUCCUUCCAUUUCAGGCUACCAGAGGCAACUGAACUACAAGCACUCUGAUGGCUCCUAUAGCACCUUUGGACAAGAUAACCGGAGCCCAGGGAACACCUGGUGAGAUUGACAGAGGCGACCUCAUUUAUGCAAGGCAUAUACAUACAUGUUGAGCAGGGGGAGGUUACCUGGUUGAAUUGCCUUGAAAGUCCAAAUACACUAUGUCAGCUGGCUCACCCUUAUCUAUAUGCUUGUUGACACUCUCAUAGGGCUCUAUAGGUUUGUGGGACAGGACUUGUCCUUGCAGAAGCCAUGCUGGUUCUACGUCAGCAAGGCUUGUUCUUCUAUAUGCUUGGUAAUUUUAUCCUUGACAAUUCUUUCCUGGGACAGAUGUUAAGCUAACCAGCCUGUAAUUCCCACAAUCCCUACCCCAGGAUAUAUUCUAUCUUAAUACAAUUCUGUAUUCCUUAGCUUAAGCUGUUGAUUUUUUGUCUCAUACGUGAAAAUGCUUUCCUGGUGUUGCAUCCAAUAUUAUUCAUUCUGAGGUCCUAUCAAAGGGCACAUUUCUGGGCUUCUACCUUUCCCCAAAUGCAUUGGCACUGGUGCCUGACUCUGCUGUGCUCGGUGGCUUUCUUGCAGGCUGACGGCAUUUACGCUCAAGUCCUUUUCCCGAGCCAGACCCUACAUCUUUGUGGAAGAAAAACACGUCCAAGACGCUCAGGCAUAUCUGGCUGCUAGGCAGAGAGAGAAUGGCUGCUUCAGAAGCAUCGGGACCCUGUGGAACAACGCUCUGAAGGUACAGAGAGAGGGAGAGAAUGCAGUCAGAACCAGAUGCUGGGGCAACCUCAGAAACAAAAAUUCACCAGUGUGGUUUGUGUUGGCCUUUUGGGCUGAAUUAAGUUGGAAAUUGUCAUGGUGUGAUUAUCUUACGCUGUUCUCUUGAGCUCUUUCUGAGGCCUCUGGACUGAGGAAGUUGUAGUGUGGAAGAUACCAUGAGAAGAGAAGAUAGGUGGGAACAUAGAUCCCAACUCUGGGGUGCCAUAAUAAUAAAAUAAUAAUAAUAAUAAAAUAAUAAUAUAUUAUUUAUACCCUGCCCAUCUGGUUGGGUUUCCCCAGCCGCUCUGGGCGGCUCCCAACAGAAUACAACAAAACAUCAAGCAUUAAAAACAUCCCUAAACAGGGCUGCCUUCAGAUGUCUUCUAAAAGUUGGAUAGUUCUUUAUCUCCUUGACAUCUGAUGGGAGGGCGUUCCACAGGGUGGGUGCCACUACUGAGAAGGCCCUCUGCCUGGUUCCCUGUAACUGCACUUCCUUCAGUGAGGGAACCGCCAGAAGACCCUCUGCGCUGGACUUCAGUGUCUGGGCUGGACGAUGGGGGUGGAGAUGCUCCUUCAGGUAUACUGGCCCAAGGCCAUUUAGGGCUUUAAAGGUAGCCCCACGUAGAGCACAUUACAGUGUGGGUGCCCGGCCGGGUGACCCAAUGCAUUGCACAUGUGACAUCACAUGGUUCGACGAGGCCCAAUGGGGUUCAUCACAGCUGUGGGAGGACCAUAACACUCUCUGGAAGGCCCGGCAAUGUGUGACAUCAUACAUACAUGACAGGCACCCCCAAUGUGGGGUGGAACCCAGUGCACCUGGGCGGGAAGCAGUGCAGAACUGGAGUGGAGAGUAGGAAUGGGACCAUUUGCAUGGAAACCAUCCAUGAUAGGAGACCCAUGUGGACCGGAGCUCUAAGUAUGGUGGACAGCCAGAAGAAGUACAUCCUAGUAUCGGGUGGGUUUUGGAGAAGGUGGAUCUUGGGAGAUGGAGAAGGACCUGCACAUACCCCAUGGCGCUGCCUUUUCCGCUUUCUUUCCUACAGGGUGGGGUGGAUGACGAGAUCAGUCUCUCUGCCUACAUCACUGCUGCUUUGCUGGAGAGCCAUCUGCCUCUUGAUGUAAGUAUCUGUCUUCUCCUUCCCGAAGCCCAUUGUGGAAAGAAACAGUCAUGCAGGGCAGGCAGGAGGUGCCCCCCACAAUCACAGCUGAAUGUCUCUCGGCAAAUUCCAAAUCAACAAACAAGUGGGGUGCAUGUUUCCUUCUCAAGCAAAGCAACCAGCCUUCUUUCUCGUGUAGAGGGCAGGAGAACCCAGGACCCUCCAGAUCUUGUUGGACUACAACUUCCAUCUGCCCCAGCCAACAUGGCUAAUGCUCAGGGAUGACGGGCUCUGUAGUCAACCACAGAUGUUCUCUAACUCAAGUCUAGCAAGUGGCCGUCAUGCGUUCUGUGGCGGGAAUUUGUUUCACUAUCCUGGCAGAGCUGAGAAUUUUCCUGGUUUGCUUAAGAUGGGUUUUCUUCAUUCCAGUGGGGGAGAUGCAGGACACAUCCCUUGGAUGAAAGGUGGUAAUAAUAAUAAUAAUAAUAAUAAUAAUAAUAAUAAUAAUUUUUAUUUAUACCCCACCCUCCCCAGCCAAGACCAGGAUCAGGGCGGCUAACACCCGAUAUAAAAACAAAUUGAUUGAAAUACAACUUAAAAACAAGAUUAAAAUACAACAUUAAAACAUUAAAAUACAGCCUCCUUUCAAUGGAAACUCAAAUCAAAAACUUUUUUGGGGAUGAAAAAUCAAGUCUUCACCAAGGCUAACUUUCCAGACUGGUCCUACGUGGGCCAGAAAAAAGCCAGGGAAGUCCCCAAAUCGGAGUUCCAUCACAGAAGGAGAAAGGAAAAAGGAAAGAGAGGGAGGGGAUGAAGUUGAUUCCAAGCCAAAGGCCAGGCGGAACAACUCUGUCUUACAGGCCCUGCGGAAAGAAAUCAGAUCCUGCAGGGCCCUGGUCUCAUGAGACAGAGCGUUCCACCAGGCCGGAGCCAGUGCUGAAAAGGCCCUGGCUCUGGUUGAAGCCAAUCUAACUUCCUUAGGGCCCGGGACCAUUAGGGUGUUGCUAUUUAUGGACCUUAAGGUCCUCCGUGGGGCAUACCAGGAGAGGCGGUCCCAUAGGUACGAGGGUCCUAGGCCGUAUAGGGCUUUAAAGGUCAAAAGCAGCACCUUAAAUCUGACCCUGUACUCCACCGGGAGCCAGUGCAGCUGGAAAAGCAUAGAAAAGGUAAAGAAAUUUAAUAAAUGAAUAAAAAUGAAAGGGGUUUUCCAGAGGCACCUGGUUGUGAGAACAGGGUGCCAGACUAGAUGGGCCCUUUGUGUGAUCUAAGGCGCUCUUCUGAUGUUCUUAUGUCUUUGCUCUGCCCAGCUUCCUGCAGCGGGUGGGCCUGACUCUGCUAUUCCAGCCACCACCUACGGGUUGCCCCCAGGCCUUCUGAAACAGCUACAAUGGCUUGGGCUAAGCCUCUCCUCCCUCCCUUCUCUCCACAGCAUCCCACCGUGCGUAAUGCCCUGUUCUGCCUGGAGACGGCGGCGGCUCAGGCGAAAGAGAUCCACGUUUACAGCCUGGCCUUGCUGGCUUAUUCCUUUGCCCUGGCAGGGAAGGAGGAGCAGAGGCAGAAAAUGCUGCAGUUACUCCAUGAGGAAGCCGUGCAAGAAGGUGAGAACGAAUCUCUGGGUGGAAGGGAAGCGUAUAGUACUCAACUCUUCUUCAGCUCCGAGGGCCUUCUGGCGGUUCCCUCAUUGCGAGAAGUGAGGUUACAGGGAACCAGGCAGAGGGCCUUCUCAGUGGUGGCACCCGCCCUGUGGAACGCCCUCCCUUCAGAUGUGAAGGAAAUAAGCAGCUAUCUUAUCUUUAAAAGACAUCUGAAGGCAGCCCUGUUUAGGGAAGUUUUUAAUAUUUAAUGCUGUAUUGUUUUUAACACUCGAUUGGGAGCUGCCCAGAGUGGCUGGGGAAACAGCCAGAUGGGCGGGGUAUAAAUAAUAAAUUAUUAUUGUUGUUGUUGUUGUUGUUGUUAUUAUUCUCCCCUUGAAAAUCUGGCUCCUCGUUCCCUGGUGGGAAUGAAUAGUUGGCAAUGCAGACAAAACCACCAGUCCAAAGAUCCGCCUUCUUCUCAGGAUCCAAACAGUUUGCUGGCCCUCUUCCCACAUUCCACAGCACCGACAUUGUUAGUGGUGGCUGGGUUGCUCGACCCAAACAUUAACGACUCCCUCCCUCCCUGAAGAGGAUGGCUCCCUUCACUGGCAGCGGCCUGGAAAGAAAGAGGUGGACAAGCACCUUUCAUUCUUUGGUCCUCCCCGGGCUCCGUCUGCGGAGGUGGAGAUGACAGCCUACGUCCUCCUGAGUUACCUGACCAAACAGCCAGCGCCAUCCCAUCAAGAGCUGGGGACAGCCACCCGCGUUGUCAAGUGGCUCAGCCGGCAACAGAACCCCACUGGGGGCUUCUCCUCCACUCAGGUAAGCCUCCUUCCUUCCUUCCUUCCUUCCUUCCUUCCUUCCUUCCUUCCUUCCUUCCUUCCUUCCUUCCUUCCCUCCCUGCCAUUCUCUCCUUCCAGGGAUCCAGACCAAAGUCUGCAAGGAGUGAUGGGAAGGCACAGCAAGCGUCAGGGCUGCUGCAAACCCUUGAAAUCCAAUAAAAAAUUCCAAUCAAAAAUUCUAUACCGAAUGGGAAUGCAUAGGAGAACACACGAAGAAAUAUGGUGUUAAAGCAGAACUCUUAAUAGGCAAUUGUUAAGCGAGUAAGGACAAAAGAAGUAAUUAUAAUUUAACAGUUUUCAAGUUACUCUAUUUUAUCAAAGCAACUAGAAAAAAAUAUAUUAUGAUGGGAAGAUCUCACACAGGUGAAGGGAAGCAGUGGGGAGGAGGGGAGGGUUAGGUUGAAAUUGGGAAAUAAAAUAAUAUAUGGGACAGCAAAGGAUAUAAUAGAUUCUUAUAGAAUAGUAAUAUAUUGUAACCAGAAUAGAAGUUUAAAAGUGGAAGUAAAUGUACUUUUUGUUUUUUCAUUAUUGUAAUAGUUAUUAUUAUUUCUUAUCAGUAGAAGGCAAUGUUAAUUUAGACUUCUUUGUUUUGCUGUCUGUAUAAUUUUUUUUUAAGUCAAUAAAAAAAAAAAAGAUCUCUCAAUCAUAGGAAAUUGGGGUAUGGUAAUGGAAAGUCCAUGGCCCGUUGAGGAUGUUGCCAAAGUUUGGAUGCCUUGGCUGAGAAUGCAAACCCCAAGGAACCCAAAUUCUCACAAUAACUUUGAGGUGACCAUUGAUGUCCCCCUCGGUCAGCUUCUUCCCUGGCAGAUUGGGGUAUACCAUAUGAGGAAUGGCUAAGGGAGCUGGGCAUGUUUAGCCUGGAGAAGGGGAGGUUAAGGGGUGAUAUGAUAGCCAUGUUCCAAUAUAUAAAAGGAUGUCACAUAGAGGAGGGAGAAAGGUUGUUUUCUGCUGCUCCAGAGAAGCGGACACGGAGCAAUGGAUCCAAACUACAAGAAAGAAGAUUCCACCUAAACAUUAGGAAGAACUUCCUGACAGUAAGAGCUGUUCGACAGUGGAAUUUGCUGCCAAGCAGUGUGGUGGAGUCUCCUUCUUUGGAGGUCUUUAAGCAGAGACUUGACAACCAUAUGUCAGGAGUGCUCUGAUGGUGUUUCCUGCUUGGCAGGGGGUUGGACUCGAUGGCCCUUGUGGUCUCUUCCAACUCUAUAUUUCUAUAUGAUGUCCACAUCCCUAGGGAAAACUCCCUUGCUUAUUGGGGCCACUUAUACAUCCUCCAUGUGGGGCUACCUUUGAAGGUGACUCGGAAACUGCAAUUAAUCCAGAAUGCGGCAGCUAGACUGGUGACUGGGAGCAGCCGCCAAGACCAUAUAACACCGGUCCUGAAAGAUCUUCAUUGGCUCCCAGUACGUUUCCGAGCACAAUUCAAAGUGUUGGUGCUGACCUUUAAAGUCCUAAAUGGCCUCGGUCCUGUAUACCUGAAGGAGCUUCUCCACCCCCAUCGUUCAGCCCGGACACUGAGGUCCAGCACCGAAGGCCUUCUGGCAGUUCCCUUGCUGUGAGAAGUGAGGUUACAGGGAACCAGGCAGAGGGCCUUCUCGAUAGUGGCGCCUGCCCUGUGGAACGCCCUCCCAGCAGAUGUCAAAGCAACAAACAACUAUUUUACUUUUAAAAGACACCCGAAGGCGGCCCUGUUUAGGGAGGUUUUUAAUGUCUGACUCUGUAUUGUUUUUGAUAUUUGGUUGGAAGCCACCCAGAAGGGCUGGGGAGACCCAGUCAGAUGGGCAGGGUAUAAAUAAAUUAUUAUUAUUAUUAUUAUUAUUAUUAUUACUCCACAAAGUGGAAAUGCAUUCCCAACAAAAGAGGACAACAGACUUGUGCAGAGAAAGAGAUGGAAAUGUGGAAAUGAUUACUGUAAUGUAUAGAAAUGCAGGACUAGAGCAAGGAGGACUGUGACCUCUGUGCCUGCCUAUGCUGUCCGGAUGGGCAACUCUUGUGUGCCAAGGCCCGGUGACCCGCAGUUCCCUAGUGGAUAGUAACCUCCCUCCAUCCAAACAAAGGCUUACUCAACGCCUAACCUCACAAAGUUGCGACGAUUGCUACAAGGUAGGUGUAUACCAAAUGGCUGGUGUGAAGGGCGUGAGAGGAGGGCUCUCUGGCCAUGCCACGAUUUAAAUUUCCCAUGGCCACGCCUCCUGCUGACACUAAUUGGUCGGUGGAGCUACCCCUGGGUGGGGCCCUGCCCAGCGACGCAGCCUAGAUGGCAAAAGUGGCAACGUGUUUAAGUUGCUAACUAUACAUUGGAAUCUGCUCUGGAUCAAAAGGAGUAGAAUUCAUGACAAGAUGGAUGACAAUUAGGGAGCCUUUCCAAGUCUGCAGUUCUACUAGUCUAUGAUAACUGGACUUCAACCAGGGGACAACUUCAAACUGAGGACUGUCCUCUCUACAACAAGGUCCAUGCCCACCUUCCCCUUGGUCUGUGUUGCAGGACACUGUGGUUGCCCUCCAGGCCCUCUCCCUCUACGGUGCCCUUACCUACUCCAAGAGCAGCACGGGCCCAGAAGUGACCCUGAGCUCCACAGGGGGCGUCCUGAGGCAGUUCCAUGUGGACAGCACCAACCGCCUGCUUCUCCAGUGCCAGGCUCUGCCCAGAGUGCCAGGGGACUACGUCAGCACGGCCACGGGGGAAGGCUGUGUCCACGUCCAGGUGAGUGAGUGUCCCACCCGGGAUGGGUGCCUGGCAAAGAGAAAGUGUGACAUGUGGUGUUCUGGAUCACAGCAACACAACUGCUUGGGCCAGCACUGCCUGGCGCAAAGAUCGGGUGGCCCACGAGACUGUUGAGGUUGCACAAGGUGGUGGCAGCUUUGCUUUGGAAGACAUUGCCCUGCCCUAGAAAUGAUCAGCUCCUUCUGGUGGAGUAUGGAGAAACCAAAUUGGGGCAGUUGCCCCGAGCAGGUAGCAAGAACAAAAGGAUAGGGGGACCCCGAUCUUGGCAGCAGUAUGUUUGGAAAUGAUCUAAGGGUCAACAUUGUGUUAGCCAAGAAGCUAAUGCAGUUCUAGACUGCAUCAGUGGAAGUAUUGUGUCCAGAUCAAGAGAAGUCAUAGUACCACUGCCUGGAGUAUUGUGUCCAAUUAUGGGCACCAAAGUUUAAGAAAGGUAUUGAAAAGCUGGAAUGUGUGCAGAGGAGGGCAACCAAGAUGAUCAAGGGUCUGGAGACCAAGCCUUAUGAGGAACAAUUGAGGGAGUUGGGUAUGUUUGGUCUGGAGAAGAGAAGACUGAGGGGUGACAUGAUAGUCAACUUCAAACAAACUGAAGGGCUGUCACAUGGAGGAUGGAGCAAGCUUGUUUUCUGCUGCUCCAGUGGGUAGGACCAAUGGGUUCAAAAUACAAUAAAAGAGAUUCCAACUAACCAUUGGGAAGAACUUUCUGACAGUAAGAGCUGUUUGGAGGGUAGUGGGCAGUCCUUCACUGGAGAUUUUAAAUGGAGUUGGGAUGGCCAUCCGUUAGGGAUUCCUUAGCUAGGAUUCCUGCAUUUCAUGGGGUUGGACAAAUGAUCCUUGGGAUCCCUUCCAACUCUACUAUGGUUCUAUGACCAGUAAGCAAGGGCUUAUCGCAACUUAGCAAGCCAGGGAAUGGAAACAGGUCAUUCAGAAUCCUAGAGAUGUGCCAAUGAAGGGAUAAGUUGUUCCAGCAAAGGCUAGAUGCUAACCGAACCAUUAUAUUGUCUCUAAGACCCUCCACCCUUAAAGGGGCAGACCUCCAGCCUGAAGCUGGGGCCUGUGUCCUCUCUCUGCUAACUCUCAUACAGCCCUCAGGUGUGAGGACUCUGGCCCAUCUGGGGGUAUUGGCUAGGGGGCUGCAUUGGUUGAUGGGCUCAGUGAUGUCAAGAUCCAUAUUAGCCCCUUGUGUCACAGUCUGGUUCACAGGUGAUCGAAAUCCUGGCAGGGGACAUCAGGACCAGGGGCAAAAUGACCAGGUGGGAGCAGGAACGGGGGUCAGGAAGCCAAGAGUCCAAGGGUCAGAGAGCUGGGAGUCAAGAAGCCGAAGGUCAAGAAGCAAGGAGUCAUGAAGCCAAGGGUCCGAGGAUCAAGAAGCAGGGAGUCAAGAAGCCAAGGUUCAAGGAUCAGGAAGCAAAAAGCCAAACACAGCAAGGCAGGAAAGCGUGUCACUGUGGCAAAGAGCCGAAGGGAAAUGUUGACCUUAUAUCCCUUCCCAGCUCUUGCCACCAGGUGCUGUGAGUUACCAAUUGGCCUCACCUGUGUGGCCGCACCUUGCCUCUUCAGAACAAGUCCUGCAAAGUCCUAUCGGUCACAGGGCCUGGCUCUUGCAUGCACACCUGACACCUUGGUUGGCUGUGCUACUGCCCUCCUGGUUCCAGAGGCCUCUUACCCUCUGAGUUGGUGUCCGAGUCACUGUUGGAAACCUAGGUCAUGCCUGAUGCAGAGAGAGAGAGAGAGAGAGAGAGAGAGAGAGAGAGAAAGAGCCGCCCAUCAGAAGUCAAGGAGAUAAAAGAACUACACAACUUUUAGAAGACAUCUGAAGGCAGCCCUGUAUCGGGAAUUUUUUAAAUGUUUGAUGUUUUACUAUGUUUUUAUGUGUGCUGGAAGCCACCCAGAGUGGAUGGGGAAACCCAGCCUGGUGGGUGGGGUAUAAAUAUUAAAAUUACAGUGGUGCCUCGCAAGACGAAAUUAAUCCGUUCCGCGAGUCUCUUCGUCUUGCGGUUUUUUCGUCUUGCGAGGCAUGGCUAUUAGCGGCUUAGCGGCUAUUAACGGCUUAGCGGCUUAGCGGCUUUAAGAAAAAGGAAACAAACUCGCAAGAACUCACCAGACGUUUCUGUCAGAGGAUUGAUUUAUUGCUCAGAUAAGCGUCCGGCACGCUUCCCCAUCGCACAGCUCUGCAUUCCAAAGACCACAUAUCAAAGCUUAGCAGAGUUCGUCAGCGGUAAGAGAAAGACUGCAAAAAAACUCCAGUGCCUUCUUCAGUGUGCUUAAAUAAAGUCCACUCAGGAUCUUAGCAGCUAAAAGCAGUUUUAUUUACAGCAGACUAUCCAUUAUCUAUCACAGUGAACAGCAUCGCGAAAACACGUCCUCUCUCCUCAAAAGCGAAAGUAGAGAGAAAGAACAAAGGCUCUCGGCUCUCGGAACUUACGCAGAAGUUCCCCCCUUCCAACAGUAGGCGGGGCGUACACUCUGAGCUGUUUAACCCUGUAAGCUCAGGUUCUCCUCACAGUUUCGUCUUGCGAAGCAAGCUCAAAGGGAAAUUCGUCUUGCGGAAUGACUCAAAAAACGCAAAACCCUUUCGUCUAGCGAGUUUUUCGUCUUGCGAGGCAUUCGUCUUGCGGGGCACCACUGUACUAAUUAUUAUUAGAGUCCUGUUUCUUUUCCAGACCACUUUGAAAUACAACGUGCAGCCACACCAGGAAGAGGCGCCAUUCAUGCUGGAGGUGCACACAGUUCCAGAGACCUGCGCUGGACCCAAAGCCCACAAAACAUUUGACGUUGCCAUCAAUGUCAGGUAGUCCCCUUCAUUGGCCAAGGCUAUUUGGGAAUCUGGACCACUCCACAAUCAGGAUGUAUUAGAACAGAGGUUCUCAACCUGUGGGUCCCCAGAUGUUGUUGGACUACAACUCCCAUCAUCCCUGUGCUCUGGCCUUGCUAGCUAGGGGUGAUGGGAGUUGUAGUUCAACAACAUCUGGGGACCCACAGGUUGAGAAAGGCUGUAUUAGAAGAUGGAUAGAUGGUUACGGGGUGGGCUGUCAGGGGCGAAGAGUGGUGCGAUUAUUUCCCCUCUCUCUUUGGGUUCUCAGUUACACCGGCAACCGACUGGCCUCCAACAUGGCCAUCGUCGAUGUUAAGAUGCUCUCAGGAUUCGUCCCAGUGAAGCCAUCCGUAAAGCAGGUAAGAGCUUCGUUUGUGUGUGAAGGCCCCGCCACAAACAGAAGCCUACUUCCUUGGCUGUAGGAAACCUGAGAAGAAAAUGGCUGCCUUUGCCAUAUUGCCUACCUACCCCAGGCAUCUUCUCUCCAAAAACAGCCACGAGGAUCCCUCUGGGUGUCUCACAAGCGGGACUUCUCCUUGUGUUUGUUAGUCUGUCUCCAAACUUUGCUACUCUGAGGCCUGCAACCUUUGUUCACAGAGGCGCCAGUGAGCUUUCGCAGCUGAUGGAUACAGUAAUUGGCCAUGGGAUUGUCCAAUCCCGUCUUGGUUUUAAAGUCAGCUGACCUAACGGGCAUAAUCAUAUCUUGGGGCUGCGAAUGUUGUACUAGCUUGCAAUGUCCACUAGCCACUAGUUAAGUCACUUGGAGACCUUCUGGUGACAAGUGACUAAUAAGUCGAAUGAAUGAAUGAAUGAAUGAAUGAAUGAAUGAAUGAGUAUAAGCCAAGGACACCACACAGCUCAACCUCCUCUGCCAGGACUACAGAGAAGUCUCUCCUUGCCCUCACCUUAAGGUAGACUAUGCUGAGGCUUCAGAGAUCGCCUUUCCCCAUAUAUGCCCACUCGACCCCUUCGAUUGGUGGAACUGGCAUUGUUACAUUUGCCGCAUAAUACCCGUUCUGCGUUUGUAAGAACUCGAUCUUCUAGUGUGGCAGCACCUGCACUGUGGAACUCCCUGCCUCUUGACACCAGGCAACUGUUAAAAACAUUCUUGUUUUGACAAGCCAACCCAGGUGCUUAGGAAGCUAAUGCGAGUUUUAAUCUGUUUUAGCUUUAAUCUAUUUUAAUCUGUUAUAGCAGUCUACUGCUAUAUUAACUUUUUGAAAGUUUCAAACUAUUGUUGUUGAUGUUUCUUAUUCAGAGAUUUAUGAUUUUAUCUUUUUCAUGAACUGCUUUGAGGUUGCUUUUUUACAGUCAAUAAGUGUACGAAUUUUAUGAAAUAAAGAAACAACAACAAACUUCAUUUUGCGCCCACCAGCUGGAAAGCCACAAUCUGGUCCAGCGCACGGAAGUGAGCACCAGUCAUGUCCUGCUGUAUUUGGAGAAGGUGAGCAACGAUGUCAGGCUUGGGCAAUUCUCUCCUCCCCCGGGAGAAUCAAGGAAGAAACAAGAAAGUUCGUAUUUAUGGUUUUAUUCAGUCAUUGUGUUGCAAGACAAAGAACCCAGCCCUGAACUCCACAGUGAUGUUGCUCACUUUGAGCUCCUCCCCGUCUUUCCCCAGCAACAGUACAUGGAGGGCCUCAGAAGACAAAUGUCAUUGAGCCCUUUGCUCUUGAAUUCUAAGUGAGCGGAGAGUCCGUGGGGAUGGUGGUGCUUCUAUGCUCUGUCUCUGUUGCCAGUUCUCCCCCUCCUUCUCCUAACAGCUCAUAACUUGGCAGCUCUGCGUUCUGCUGUAAUUCAAUCCUGUUUCUCUCUUCUCCUGAAACUGCUGGAGAAAGGGGGGGGCAAUCCCCCCACCCCCUCCUCCAAUGGAUGCAGAAGAGAAAGAGGAGGCGAUCCCUAGCCCUCCUCUUCUGUCCAGUCCCUGACAAAAGAGGGCAGAGACAGGAGGCAGGAGAAUCUCUCCUUUGGUCCAGUAUACCUGAAGGAGCGUCUCCACCCCCAUCGUUCUGCCCGGACACUGAGGUCCAGCACCAAGGGCCUUCUGGCGGUUCCCUCACUGCAAGAAGCCAAGUUACAGGGAACCAGGCAGAGGGCCUUCUCGGUAGUGGCACCUGCCCUGUGGAACGCCCUCCCACCAGAUGUCAAAGAGAAAAACAGCUACCAGACUUUUAGAAGAAACCUGAAGGCAGCCCUGUUUAGGGAAGCUUUUAAUGUUUGAUGUAUUACAGUAUUUUAAUAUUUUGUUGGACGCUACCCAGAGUGGCUGGGGAAGCCCAGCCAGAUGGGCGCGGUAUAAAUAAAUUAUUAUUAUUAUUAUUAUUAUUAUUAUUAUUAUUAUUAUUAUUAUUAUUAUUAUUAUCUGGGUGCACCGGUGGGCAGAGUGAGAGGAAGGUGGGAUUUGCUCCUCACACUCAUUCCUUUGGAAACAUGGAUAAGCUACCAGGGCAGUGGUUGAGCUUCUCUCUCUCUCUCUCUCUCUCUCUCUCUCUCUCUCUCUCUCAUUGCAAACCAGCCAUUGCACCUCCAAAUUGCAUAAUGGGAGUACUGCAAUAUUGAUUCUGUGAUUCCACAAUCACUUGGCUAUGUGAGAGGAGGGAAGAGAGGAUGAUACUGUUCAAACCCUUCCUCUUCUUCACCUCAAGGAAGGACAGAGGGAUGGUGGGGAGCCUGUGGAGGAGAUUUCCUUCCUGCAUAGAAGGUUGGAGUUCGUUGGGAGAGAAGGCUUGGCAUUUAGGGUACCACUCUGAACGCUGCUCAUUGUAGCCGCUGGAGAUGUGCAGGGCAUCAGAUGGGGAAGAUUGUAACUGUGUGUGAGAGAGGCACUGACAAACCAGAAGCCCUAAACAAUCCCACCAGGGCUCCUUACACACCCAUUGCAGAAGGGGGCCUCUCAGAUACGGGGAAAUGAACCUUCUGGAGAAGCCGUCCUAGAGAAAAGACAAAGUUUUGUUCAUGCCCUCCGCCAUUUCUUUGCUGGAUGUGUGAAGGUCUGUCUUAGCUGCCAGUUGACUCAUAUCUGGAACUAAUAAUAAUAAUAAUAAUUUAUACCCUGCACAUCUGCCUGGGUUUCCCCAGCCACUCUGGGUGGCUCCCAACAGAAUAUUAAAAACACAAUAAAACAUCAAACAUUAAAAACUUCCCUAAACAGGGCUGCCUUGUUCCCUGUAACCUCACUUUUCAGAGUGAGGGAACUGCCAGAAGGCCCUCGGAACUGGACCUCAGUGUCCAGGCUGAACGAUGGGGGUGGAGACGCUCCUUCAGGUAUACUGGACAGAGGCUCUUUAGAGCUUUAAAGGUCAGCACCAACACUUUGAAUUGUGCUCGGAAACGUACUGGGAGCCAAGGAAGGUCUUCCAGGACUGGUGUUAUAUGGUCUCCGCGGCCACUCCCACUCACCAGUCUAGCUGCCACGUUCUGGAUUAGUUGUAGUUUCUGGAUCACCUAAAAGGUAGCCCCACAUAGAGCGCAUUGCAGUAGUCCAAUUGGAAGAUAACCAGAGCAUGCACCACUCUGGCGAGUCAGUCUGUGGGCAAGGAGGGUCUCAGCUUGCGCACCAGAUGGAGCGAGUAGACAGCUGCCCUACACACAGAAUCUCAGCAGUCUUGUGAUUCUGUAUCUCAAGUGAUGAUCCCACCUGCUUGUCCACAGGUGACCAACAUGACCCAGAGCUACACCUUCACUGUGGAGCAGGACGUGCCUGUCCAGAACUUAAAGCCGGCUGUGGCAAGAGUCUAUGAUUACUAUGAAACAGGUGAGAAAGGCCCCCCACAUUGAAGACCAUUAAGGUUCACAUAUCCCACUUCUUAGUUAACUCCCAAAGCAAAAUUUAGAACCGUCAUGCAAUAGGUGCUUUUAUGAGCAUUCUGCAACCAACCUCUUAAAAACCACCCACUUGUCUAAAUGUGGUGAUGGAGAAAGCUCUGGGGGGCAGAGGCUGGCCUGACCAUCUUUCUCUGUUGCUUCCCUCUCUUUCCAGAUGAUGGUGCUGAUGCAGAGUACAGCGCCCCCUGCAGUACAGGUAGAGUAUGAACAGAGAUUUCCUUGUGCAAAUCUGAACUGGCUCGAAACUACCAAAGGCCAUCCCAGACCACAAUCCAGCUUUCUUCGGGGGGCAGGACAUGAUAUAGGGGAGUGGUUUCCAAACCUUUUAGGGCCUCUGCCCCCUUGGUUCCCCCCAAAAAGUUGACAGCUAUGUCCUACCCUACCCUAUAAAAAGCAUUAUUCAAAACAGCAGUUUUCACGACCCACGAAUGAAGGCAAGAACACAAUAAAAUUCAAAACAGUGGCAAUGAAUUGCAUGUUUAUUGAAAACCCAAUUCAACUCUUUCAUUGAGUCCACAAAAUGGAUGAGUUUGAUGCAGUGCUGCCAGAUUUGUAAAGCCUGAUAGUCACUUACACUUCCAGCACCGCCCCCCUUGCUGCCCACUUGCCUCUUAGCACCACCCCAAGUCAUCCCACUGCCCCCCCAGGGCAUGGUACUGCCCAUUUUGGGAACCACUGAUUUAGCGUCCUGGAUUAAAGCGACUUGAAUGGAGGCCAGGCCUCCUGUUGGGCAGGUUGAGGGGCCCCACCUGGGCUGCCAGGUUUGGGGAAGGGCAUGAAACGGCAGUAGUUGGGCAUAUGGGGGGGUUGGAGGGGGGUUGCCAUCUGGAUCUCCUGCCUCUGUUUCCCCAGAGCAUAUUGGGACACUUGUGGGUGAAUGCUUGGCCAAAGGAGAUUCUUAUACUCUUUCCUCCACUGCAGCCGAAACUAAACAGGGGAAUGCAUGAUGAAGAAUGCAGCCCAUCGCUUCCCAGGCGGACUCUGCUGGCAUCUGCUCUCCUCGCUGAUCCAAAUAGGACUAAUUUAGCCAGCUAGCCCUGGUGAUCAUCUAAUGUCUAUUGGAUGGAUUUCUCCCCUAAAUUGAUUUUUUAAUUCUGAAUUUAUUGUUACGUUUUAUACUGUAUUUUAUGCUGUUUUUUGUUGCAUCAAUUAAGUGUUUUAAAUUUGUUGUUAGCUGCCCUGAGCCCAGUUUUCUGAACCAGGAAGGGUGGGGUAUAAAUGAAAAAUUAUUAUUAUUAUUAUUAUUAUUAUUAUUAUUAUUAUUAUCUUCCUUCCACCGGAUAAGGAGGCGGGACAGAGCAGUGGCUGUGAAGAGGGAAGAAGGAUUUCUCCAAAUGCAAGGCUCAUCCACAUCUCUGCUUUCCCCUUGGGAAGAAGCCACUUUUUAACCACUGAGUCGGAGCAAACAUUGAUUGGGUUUUCUCCAUAUUGAGGUUUGCUCUGAUUUAGCGCUCAAGAGAGAGUUAUCCAAGGGAAAGUAGUGGGGUAAAGGAAAUUUUUUCUAGAAAUGGGACAAGCGGAAGUAUGUGGCCCAAUGUGCUUAUUCCACCCCUUGAUAGUCCCAAAGGUCUGAACUGCAGCCUGCCCUGCUCUGCCAAAACCCGGAAUAACAAAAGGAAGAAGAGGGUAUCACUACAAACUCAGACCUCCUUUGUUGUUUUUUGUUUUCCUUUUGAGAUCCUUCUGUAUGGCUUCAAUUUCCCUCUACAGGAUAAAAUAAAAGAGAACUAUAUUUUUGAUUCCAG
Molecule: messenger RNA, 63184 nt
Organism: Podarcis lilfordi (Lilford's wall lizard)
Lineage: Eukaryota; Metazoa; Chordata; Lepidosauria; Squamata; Lacertidae
Source: the annotation of a GenBank genome assembly